CGUAAUGGCCCUGUGCUCGUCAUCAGCGCAGCCUACUACUUCUUUAAACCCAACUACAGUGGCAUGGACCAGAAGGUGCGUCUAGUGCUGCUUGAUAUCUGUUUGACGUCUUGUGCAUCGUCUGUUUGAUAUUGAAUUAUUAGUUUACGUUGCACAAAAUCAAAAGAAAGCUAAACCUAACCUGAAACUGUGAACAAGGGCCUACAGUAAAACAGUUGUAAAAUCCUGGCACCGAUGGUGGAGCCUUCUCUACCUGAAAUGCAAUUUUGGUAACAGAAAACAGGAGAUUCACAAACACAUUUUCAGUGCAUGGUCCUUUGAAAGGAACAGUGCGCCAUCUCACAAGUAUUCCACAUACAAUGGGAGCAGUCAAUAGAACAUUUAAACAAUUGAGUUCACACAGUGAGUCAGAUUUUGAGGUUCUGAACUUGUAAUUGUAUUAAAGGCUUGAUUUCUGUAGUAAGAUGGUUAGCCUAUUUGAUUAGGCUGUAUUAGAUAGGCUAGUAUUAUUCCUGCAGUAUUACACUGUUGUUAUCAUGUUAUUUUUUCAGUGAUAGAAUAAUGGUAAAAUACUGCACACAUGAGAACGGUAGAAAGACGAUACAGUGCUCUUACCUGUAUAGGUUACAUUUCUCACAGAAUAAAAAAGUCCUACAUUUGUAGCAAUGUUUUCAUUGAAACAGACAUGUUGGCCCCCACACCUAGAGUUCACAAAGAUAAAUAAAAAACAGUCACUUCAUCUAGGCAUAGACAAAAAUUAUUGUAUGUCUUGUGGGGAAAUAAAUCCAUGAUUUGAAAGCAGACAGUUUCUCUUUUUUUUGUGGUGUUUGGGCUAUCAUGACAAAAUCAGAUUUUUUUGUCUAUUGUUUGACAUGUGUGUCAUUCCUGCAAAAGGGGCAGGUUGGACAUCCUGUGUAGUGUACUGACAUCCUGUGUCACAUCACUACACUUUGUGGCAUAUUGGUAGGCUCGAUAUGAGGACAAAGAUAAAGUAUUUAAAGAGAAAGUGAUCCAAGGUUAAUGAGUGACUUAAAGAACGUGUGUCCUUCACACACACACACACACACACAGCCAUGUGUUCCUUUGUCUAGGGAAACUGAUUUGCUGUCUUUUGGUAACUGAGCUGUAUGUUUUGUCUCUCCUGGUGUGGGUCUAUGAGCAGUUCUGGCUUUAUCGGUUGAUCUUGAACUCAUGAGGAAGUUUGUCUGUGGGUUUGGCAUUGUGCAGCUGGAGGCAAGUGGGUCAGUGUGGUGGGCGGGCGCUGACGCUUGCUGAGGGCCUGUUAUCGCAGGUGUUUGGCUUCUCAAAGGACAUGGCUGCAUGGGCUGCAUCAACGCCCCUCAGUCACCUCCCUACUGCUCAUUCAGUCCUAUCACCUCUCCAAAUUGAUUCUUAGAUGUUUAAAGCUCUUUAUUUGUACUCUGACUCUAGCUCUGAUUUGACCCAUUGAUUGGGUAUAUUAUAGCUUUGGAAACGAAAAAUAUACACUACCAGUCAAAAGUUUGGACACACCUACUCAUUCAAGGUUUUUAUAUUUAUAUGUUUUAUUUAUUUUUACUAUUUUUUACAUUGUAGAAUAAUAGUGAAGACAUCAAAACUAUGAAAUAACACAUAUGGAAUCAUGUAGUAACCAAAAAAGUGUUAAAUAAAUCAAAAUAUAUUUUAUAUUUGAGAUUCUUCAAAUAGCCACCCUUUGCCUUGAUGACAGCUUUGCACACUCUUGGCAUUCUCUCAAUCAGCUUCAUGAGGUAGUCACCUGGAAUGCAUUUCAAUUAACAGGUGUGCCUUGUUAAAAGUUAAUUUGUGGAAUUUCUUUCAUUUUUAAUGCAUUUGAGCCAAUCAGUUGUGUUGUGACAAGGUGGGGGUGGUAUACAGAAGAUGUCUCUAUUUGGGAAAAGACCAAGUCCAUAUUAUGGCAAGAACAGCUCAAAUAAGCAAAGAGAAACGACAGUCCAUCAUUACUUUAAGACAUGAAGGUCAGUCAAUAUGGAAAAUGUCAAGAACUUUGAACGUUUCUUCAAGUGCAGUCGCAAAGAACGUCAAGCACUAUGAUGAAACUGGCUUUCAUGAGGACCCCCACAGGAAUGGAAGACCCAGAGUUUCCUCUGCUGCAGAGGAUAAGUUCAUUAGAGUUACCAGUCUCAGAAAUUGCAGCCCAAAUAAAUGCUUCACAGAGUUCAAGUAACAGACACAUCUCAACAUUAACUGUUCAGAGGAGACUGUGUGAAUCAGGCCUUCAUGGUCGAAUUGCUGCAAAGAAACCACUACUAAAGGACACCAAUAAUAAGAAGAGACUUGCUUGGGCCAAGAAACACGAGCAAUGGACAUUAGACCGGUGGAAAGUUGUCCUUUGGUCUGGAGUCCAAAUUGGAGAUUUUUGGUUCCAACCGCCGUGUCUUUGUGAGACGCGGUGUGGGUGAACGGAUGAUCUCCGCAUGUGUAGUUCCCACCGUAAAGCAUGGCGGACGAGGUGUUAUGGUGUGGGGGUGCUUUGCUGGUGACACUGUCUGUGAUUUAUUUAGAAUUCAAGGCACACUUAACCAGCAUGGCUACCACAGCAUUCUGCAGCGAUACGCCAUCCCAUCUGGGUUGGGUUUAGUGGGACUAUCAUUUGUUUUUCAAUAGGACAAUGACCCAACACACCACCAGGUUGUGUAAGGGCUAUUUUACCAAGAAGGAGAGUGAUAGAGUGCUGCAUCACAUGACCUGGCCUCCACAAUCCUCCAACCUCAACCAAAUUGAGAUGGUUUGGGAUGAGUCAGACCGCAGAGUGAAGGAAAAGCAGCCAACAAGUGCUCAGCAAAUGUGGGAACUCCUUCAAGACUGUUGGAAAAGCAUUUCAGGUGAAGCUGGUUGAGAGAAUGCCAAGAGUGUUCAAAGUUGUUGAACAAUUCUUUGGUUACUACAUGAUUCUAUAUGUGUUAUUUCAUAGUUUUGAUGUCUUCACUAUUAUUCUACAAUGUAGAAAAUAGUACAAAUAAAUAAAAUACCUUGAAUGAGUAGGUGUUCUAAAACUUUUGACUGGUAGUGUACAUGGCUCUGAAAGUGUGAAAAUAACCUUUUUGUGUUCACUAGAAAACUGAUUGCGAAGUUUUGAAAACGAUAGGCCGUGGCCCUGUGUUCAUGUGACCUACCGGUCGGUAUGUACUGUAGUGCGGCUGCAUGCUGACGACCUCUGUGUGAGUGAACACAUCUGUUUGUUGUUGGUGAGAUCCUUCAAUGUGUCAGGCGGACUGGGAAGGGAAUGCCCUACGCAACAAUGAUGCUGCUGCUGCCAUUUUAGAGAUCUCACUUUGGACAUCAUGUAUUAAUGAAGUGAUGGCGAGACUACUGAUUCAUAAUUCAUGGAGCAGUAUGGGAGGGAUUUGUGUUUUUGUCUCAGCGAAGGUGUUUGUAUGAUUUAAAAAUGAAUCAUCAAUGGAACAGUCACCAAGUCAUAGGAUUUCCCCCAAAUGUCCCCAAAAUAAUUUAUAUCAGAAAUCCGCAGGAACUCUUUUCCACACCAAUUAAAAUCCUGAAAACAACCCCCAAACAGUCUAGCUAUAGUAGGGAUGCCCAGGCCCCUUGCCUGGAUGUGACCCGCCUACAGUGUCUGUCUCGUAAGACCCCCUUACAGUGGGGAAAAAAAGUAUUUAGUCAGCCACCAAUUGUGCAAGUUCUCCCACUUAAAAAGAUGAGAGAGGCCUGUAAUUUUCAUCAUAGGUACACGUCAACUAUGACAGACAAAUUGAGAUUUAUUUUCUCCAGAAAAUCACAUUGUAUGAUUUUGUAUGAAUUUAUUUGCAAAUUAUGGUGGAAAAUAAGUAUUGGUCAAUAACACAAGUUUUUCCAAUACUUUGGUUAUAUACCCUUUGUUGGCAAUGACCCUGUCAAAACGUUUCUGAAGUUUUACAGGUUUUCACACACUGUUGCUGGUUUUUGGCCAUCCCUCCUAUGCCAGAUUCAUCUAGAGCAGUGAUGUUUGGGCGGCCGGGAAACAAAUUUAACUCCCUCAAAGAGUUCUAUGGGGUGAGAUCUGGAGGCUGGCUAGGGCAAAUCACUGGGGAGCCUUAGAAAUGGCUGCAAUACAAGACCACAUCUUCCCUCGUUCGGGGGUGGGUUUGGACCAUUGAUGCUGAAAGACCAGCCACGUUUCUCUUCAAUGCCCUGCGGUGGAAGGAACAGGUGGUUUACCUAAAAUCUCACGAUACAUGGCCCCAUUCAUAUUUCCUUACACGGAUCGAGCCCGGGUCCCUUUGCAGAAAAACAGCCCCAAAGCAUGAUGUUUCCACCCCCAUGCUUCACAGUAGGUAUGGUGUCUUUGGAUGCAACUCAGCAUUCUUUGUCCUCCAAACACGACGAGUUGAGUUUUUACCAAAAAGUUAUAUUUUGGUUUCAUCUGACCAUAUGACAUUCUCCCAACCCUCUUCUGGAUCAUCCAAAUGCACUCUAGCAAACUUCAGACGGGCCUGGACAUGUACUGGCUUAAGCAGGGGGACACAUCUGGCACUGCAGGAUUUGAGUCCCUGGCGGCGUAGUGUGUUACUGAUGGUAGGCUUUGUUACUUUGGUCCCAGCUCUCUGCAGGUCAUUCACUAUGUCCCCCCGUGUGGUUCUGGGAUUUUUGCUCACCGUUCUUGUGAUCAUUUUGACCCCACGGGGUGAAAUCUUGCGUGGAGCCCCAGAUCGAGGGAGAGAAUCAGUGGUCUUGUAUGUCUUACAUUUCCUAAUAAUUGCUCCCACAGUUGAUUUCUUCAAACCAAGCUGCUUACCUAUUGCAGAUUCAGUCUUCCCAGCCUGGUGCAGGUCUACAAUUUUGUUUCUGGUGUCCUUUACAGCUCUUUGGUCUUGGCCAUAGUGGAGUUUGGAGUGUGACUGUUUGAGGUUGUGGACAGGUGUCUUUUAUACUGAUAACAAGUUCAAACAGGUGUCAUUAAUACAGGUAACGAGUGGAGGACAGAGGAUCCUCUUAAAGAAGAAGUUACAGGUCUGUGAGAGCCAGAAAUCUUGCUUGUUUGUAGGUGACCAAAUACUUAUUUUCCACCAUAAUUUGCAAAUAAAUUCAUUAAAAAUCCUACAAUGUGAUUUUCUGGAUUUUUUUUCCUCAUUUUGUCUGUCAUAGUUGACGUGUACCUAUGAUGAAAAUUACAGGCCUCUCUCAUCUUUUUAAGUGGGAGAACCUGCACAAUUGGUGGCUGACUAAAUACUUUUUCCCCCCACUGUAUAUAGCACUACUCUUUAUGCUGCAUGAUAUCUUACUCUUUACACCCCUCUCCUAUCAGGCUCUUUGAGUCUGCUUUCGCUCGGCCCCUGUCCCAUCUCACCUAAAUCGUGCACUAUGGCAAGGUUCCCCAUUAUUUUAAUGGAUGGACAUAAUAUACUGUAAAAACACCAGCAAAUUUUAACUUUGAAAAUCUGUUCCAAAGUAUUCCCACACAAUAUAUACAGUGGGGUGAACAAGUAUUUGAUACACUGCCGAUUUUGCAGGUUUUCCUACUUACAAAGCAUGUAGAGGUCUGUAAUUUUUAUCAUAGGUACACUUCAACUGUGAGAGACGGAAUCUAAAACAAAAAUCCAGAAAAUCACAUUGUAUGAUUUUUAAGUAAUUAAUUUGCAUUUUAUUGCAUGACAUAAGUAUUUGAUCACCUACCAACCAGUAAGAAUUCCGACUCUCACAGACCUGUUAGUUUUUCUUUAAGAAGCCCUCCUGUUCUCCACUCAUUACCUGUAUUAACUGCACCUGUUUGAACUUGUUACCUGUAUAAAAGACACCGUCCACACACUCAAUCAAACAGACUCCAACCUCUCCACAAUGGCCAAGACCAGAGAGCUGUGUAAGGACAUCAGGGAUAAAAUUGUAGACCUGCACAAGGCUGGGAUGGGCUACAGGACAAUAGGCAAGCAGCUUGGUGAGAAGGCAACAACUUUUGGUGCAAUUAUUAGAAAAUGGAAGAAGUUCAAGAUGACGGUCAAUAACCCUCGGUCUGGGGCUCCAUGCAAGAUCUCACCUCGUGGGGCAUCAAUGAUCAUGAGGAAGGUGAGGGAUCAGCCCAGAACUACACGGCAGGACCUGGUCAAUGACCUGAAGAGAGCUGGGACCACAGUCUCAAAGAAAACCAUUAGUAACACACUACGCCGUCAUGGAUUAAAAUCCUGCAGCGCACGCAAGGUCCCCCUGCUCAAGCCAGCGCAUGUCCAGGCCCGUCUGAAGUUUGCCAAUGACCAUCUGGAUGAUCCAGAGGAGGAAUGGGAGAAGGUCAUGUGGUCUGAUGAGACAAAAAUAGAGCUUUUUGGUCUAAACUCCACUCGCCGUGUUUGGAGGAAGAAGAAGGAUGAGUACAACCCCAAGAACACCAUCCCAACCGUGAAGCAUGGAGGUGGAAACAUCAUUCUUUGGGGAUGCUUUUCUGCAAAGGGGACAGGACGACUGCACCGUAUUGAGGGGAGGAUGGAUGGGGCCAUGUAUCGCGAGAUCUUGGCCAACAACCUCCUUCCCUCAGUAAGAGCAUUGAAGAUGGGUUGUGGCUUGGUCUUCCAGCAUGACAACGACCCGAAACACACAGCCAGGGCAACUAAGGAGUGUCUCCGUAAGAAGCAUCUCAAGGUCCUGGAGUGGCCUAGCUUUGGAGGGAGCUGAAAGUCUGUAUUGCCCAGCGACAGCCCCGAAACCUGAAGGAUCUGGAGAAGGUCUGUAUGGAGGAGUGGGCCAAAAUCCCUGCUGUAGUGUGUGCAAACCUGGUCAAGACCUACAGGAAACGUAUGAUCUCUGUAAUUGCAAACAAAAGUUUCUGUACCAAAUAUUAAGUUCUGCUUUUCUGAUGUAUCAAAUAUUUAUGUCAUGCAAUAAAAUGCAAAUGAAUUACUUACAAAUCAUACGAUGUGAUUUUCUGGAUUUUUGUUUUAGAUUCCGUCUCUCACAGUUGAAGUGUACCUAUGAUAAAAAUUACAGACCUCUACAUGCUUUGUAAGUAGGAAAACCUGCAAAAUCGGCAGUGUAUCAAAUACUUGUUCUCCACACUGUAUAUAUGUAUGUGUGUGUCUCUGUGUGUGUGUGUGUGUGUGUGUGUGUGUGUGUGUGUGUGUGUGUGUGUGUGUAUGGUAGGUUUAUUUGAACAGUGAGAGACAGAAUAACAACAAAAAAAUCCAGAAAAACGCAUGUCAAAAAUGAUAUAAAUUGAUUUUCAUUUUAACGAGGGAAAUAAGUAUUUGACCCCUCUGCAAAACAUGACUUAGUACUUGGUCGCAAAACCCUUGUUGGCAAUCACAGAGGUCAGACGUUUCUUGUAGUUGGCCACCAGGUUUGCACACAUCUCAGGAGGGAUUUUGUUCCACUCCUCUUUGCAGAUCUUCUCCAAGUCAUUAAGGUUUCGAGGCAGACGUUUGGCAACUCGAACCUUCAGCUCCCUCCACAGAUUUUCUAUGGGAUUAAGGUCUGGAGACUGGCUAGGCCCCUCCAGGACCUUAAUGUGCUUCUUCUUGAGCCACUCCUUUGUUGCCUUGGCCGUGUGUUUUGGGUCAUUGUCAUGCUGGAAUACCCAUCCACGAGCCAUUUUCAAUGCCCUGGCUGAGGGAAGGAGGUUCUCACCCAAGAUUUGACGGUACAUGGCCCCGUCCAUCGUCUCUUUGAUGCGGUGAAGUUGUCCUGUCCCCUUAGCAGAAAAACAUCCCCAAAGCAUAAUGUUUCCACCUCCAUGUUUGACGGUGGUGAUGGUGUUCUUGGGGUCUUAGGCAGCAUUCCGCCUCCUCCAAACACGGCGAGUUGAGUUGAUGCCAAAGAGCUCGAUUUUGGUCUCAUCUGACCACAACACUUUCACAGAGUUCUCCUCUGAAUCAUUCAGAUCUUCAUUGGCAAACUUCAGACGCCCUGUAUAUGUGCUUUCUUGAGCAGGGGGACUUUGCGGGCACUGCAGGAUUUCAGUCCUUCACGGCGUAAUGUGUUACCAUGUGACUAUGGUCCCAGCUGCCUUGAGAUCAUUGACAAGAUCCUCCCGUGUAGUUCUGGGCUGAUUCCUCACCGUUCUCAUGAUCAUUGCAACUCCACGAGGUGAGAUCUUGCAUGGAGCCCCAGGCCGAGGGAGAUUGAAAGUACUUUUGUGUUUCUUCCAUUUGCAAAUAAUCGCACCAACUGUUGUCACCUUCUCACCAAGCUGCUUGGCGAGGGUCUUGUAGCCCAUUCCAGCCUUGUAUAGGUCUACAAUCUUGUCCUUGACAUCCUUGGAGAGCUCUUUGGUCUUGGCCAUGGUGGAGAGUUUGGAAUCUGAUUGAUUGAUUGCUUCUGUGGACAGGUGUCUUUUAUACAGGUAACAAGCUGAGAUUAGGAGCACUCCCUUUAAGAGUGUGCUCCUAAUCUCAGCUCGUUACCUGUAUAAAAGACACCUGGGAGCCAGAAAUCUUUCUGAUUGAGAGGGGGUCAAAUACUUAUUUCCCUCAUUAAAAUGCAAAUCAAUUUAUUACAUUUUUGACAUGCGUUUUUCUGGAUUUUUAUUCUGUCUCUCACUGUUCAAAUAAACCUACCAUUAAAAUUAUAGACUGAUCAUUUCUUUGUCAGUGGGCAAACGUACAAAAUCAGCAGGGGAUCAAAUACUUUUUUCCCUCACUGUGUAUGUACAGUGGGGGAAGAAAGUAUUUAGUCAGCCACCAAUUGUGCAUUUUCUCCCACUUAAAAAGAUGAGAGAGGCCUGUAAUUUUCAUCAUAGGUACACGUCAACUAUGACAGACAAAUUGACAUUUUUUUUCUCCAGAAAAUCACAUUGUAGGAUUUUUCAUGAAUUUAUUUGCUAAUUAUGGUGGAAAAUAAGUAUUUGGUCACCUACAAACAAGCAAGAUUUCUGGCUCUCACAGACCUGUAACUUCUUCUUUAAGAAGCUCCUCUGUCCUCCACUCGUUACCUGUAUUAAUGGCAGCUGUUUGAACUUGUUAUCAGUAUAAAAGACACCUGUCCACAACCUCAAACAGUCACACUCCAAACUCCACUAUGGCCAAGACCAAAGAGCUGUCAAAGGACACCAGAAACAAAAUUGUAGACCUGCACCAGGCUGUGAAGACUGAAUCUGCAAUAGGUAAGCAGCUUGGUUUGAAGAAAUCAACUGUGGGAGCAAUUAUUAGGAAAUGGAAGACAUACAAGACCACUGAUAAUCUCCCUCGAUCUGGGGCUCCACGCAAGAUCUCAUCCCGUGGGGUCAAAAUCAUCACAAGAACAGUGAGCAAAAAUCCCAGAACCACACGAGGGGACCUAGUGAAUGACCUGCAGAGAGCUGGGACCAAAGUAACAAAGCCUACCAUCAGUAACACACUACGUGGGGACUCAAAUCCUGCAGUGCCAGACGUGUCCCACUGCUUAAGCCAGUACAUGUCCAGGCCCGUCUGAAGUUUGCUAGAGUGCAUUUGGAUGAUCCAGAAGAGGAUUGGGAGAAUGUCAUAUGGUCAGAUGAAACCAAAAUAUAACUUUUUGGUAAAAACUCAACUCGUCGUGUUUGGAGGACAAAGAAUGCUUAGUUGCAUCCAAAGAACACCAUACCUACUGUGAAGCAUGGGGGUGGAAACAUCAUGCUUUGGGGCUGUUUUUCUGCAAAGGGACCAGGACGACUGAUCCGUGUAAAGGAAAGAAUGAAUGGGGCCAUGUAUCGUGAGAUUUUGAGUGAAAACCUCCUUCCAUCAGCAAGGGCAUUGAAGAUGAAACGUGGCUGGGUCUUUCAGCAUGACAAUGAUCCCAAACACACCGCCCGGGCAACGAAGGAGUGGCUUCGUAAGAAGCAUUUCAAGGUCCUGGAGUGGCCUAGCCAGUCUCCAGAUCUCAACCCCAUAGAAAAUCUUUGGAGGGAGUUGAAAGUCCGUGUUGCCCAGCGACAGCCCCAAAACAUCACUGCUCUAGAGGAGAUCUGCAUGGAGGAAUGGGCAAAAAUACCAGCAACAGUGUGUGAAAACCUUGUGAAGACUUACAGAAAACGUUUGACCUGUGUCAUUGCCAACAAAGGGUAUAUAACAAAGUAUUGAGAAACUUUUGUUAUUGACCAAAUACUUAUUUUCCACCAUAAUUUGCAAAUAAAUUCAUUAAAAAUCCUACAAUGUGAUUUUCUGGAAAAAAAAAUCGAAUUUUGUCUGUCAUAGUUGACGUGUACCUAUGAUGAAAAUUACAGGCCUCUCUCAUCUUUUUAAGUGGGAGAACUUGCACAAUUGGUGGCUGACUAAAUACUUUUUUCCCCCACUGUGUGUGUGUAUAUAUAUAUAUAUAUAUAUAUAUAUAUAUAUAUAUAUAUAUAUAUAUAUAUAUAUAUAUAGUAUGUGUGUGUAAGCAAGAUUUGAAAUUAUUAUGUUUUAGUCUAAUAUUACUGUAUAUCUGUUUGAGCUUCCUGCGGUCAAUUUGCGGUAUACAAAUUAUUUGUAAUUAUGUUCCGGCCUCCUGACCAUUUGCUCGCGGCUGAAUCUAGUUGAUGAUCCCUGCACUAUGGAUUUGUUUUGUCUUAUAGUAAGAUAUUCAAAAUAUGAUCUCUACAAUCUCCUGCAGUAUAAUUUCAGUCACAAAAACUGUCAAAUUAUGAUGUUCCACUUUGUGUCAUUACAGAACCAUUUAUACUCAACUCUGAUGGACAGACCCGUAAUUAUGCUGUCGACAUUAUGCUUCUGUUUUCCACAUCCUACUUUAUGAGUCCAACUCAUGUGCUGACCAGGUCCUCUCUGCAAUUCAGGGCCAGAUGUCAAAAUUACUGUUUGUAUAAUAAUCUAAUUAACCACCAUUAUUUAAAAGAGCAUAGUAUGAGUAGAACAUUUGUUUGAUUAAGUAGGACUAUAUAGUAUGAAGUAUGGCGUUUCAAUGUAACAUUCUAGAAUAUCCUGUAAGAACAGUUGCGAUGUUCCUUGGUCGUAUGGAGAGAGGGAAGGAUGGUUUAAACCUGGUCAGGCGAGGGUGAACCAUAGAUGGACCCCUGUUUUUGUAGUGUUAGUGCUCCUGGGUGUUUUGGGAGUCAGGCAGGGGUAAAUAAUGCUCUUAACCAAUUCUUAACUAUACACAUGAGGACAGUGCAGCAGGCUGCAUAGAGAGAGAGUGAUAGAGAGGGGAGGGAGAGGGGGAGAGAGCAAGGCGGCGGAAAAGCAGAGCGCCUCUCAGCUGUCACGUUCUCUUGCUGUAAAGCCAUGUGGAAUGAUAUAACAUUGACGUCACUACCCAGUGACGUACGAGUGUGACUGCAAAAAAAAAGGCAAGUUUUACUAAUCGCCCUGUAGAAUUUAGUGACUGCCUCUAGAUGUGAUGAGAAGGGGAGAGAAUGCACGGAGGAAAAUGCAAAUACUACUAAACGUUGUAUGUAGGAUUGUUUAAAUUAGUCAAAUACAAUGUAUCAUUUAUGCAUCUUUAUUUUUUGUUUUUAACAUGUAAUAUUCUUGAGAAACCAAGGUGAUUUUUUUCUUCUCACUUUGAAUUCUGUUUUUGUUGUUUUUUUGGAAAUAUUUUUAUGAAGAUAAACAUUAAUUGAAUAGAGUUCAAGUGUUGGUAAUUUAUGGUAAUUAUAUUUAGCCUAAACUGAUUGUAAAAUUGCUUGAGUAAAUUUAACAAAUGAGUGCUUUGAUUCAACACAGAUGAUGGAUGACGUGUGUAAUAUCUUAAGUACUGUAUAUUAUGAGAUCAGUUAUUGUUUUUCUAUAUAGUAAGAGAAUAUGUAAUUUGCGUGCAUAUUUCUGGAAUAUGGCACAUAGUUGUUUUAUUCAAUAUUAAAAUAAGGCUACACCAUAUCUUUAGUCAUUCUUUUGAUAAUUUCUAGCAAUUCUGUGAUUUUUGACUGAGUAAAAAAUAUAUAGACCUACUUGUUGUUGUCUGUGAUCCAUCCAACUUAUUUAGUCUAUCUCCUCAACUCAUUUCUUUCUGUGUAGUCUCAGUACAUGAUCUCCUCUUGUGCUCAGCUGUAAUGGGCUCAGAGAUAAGGGGCUCCUGAAUUACAUUUAGGGAAACAAGUCCUAGAAUGCACUGACAGGGUCAAAGCUAUAACAGUCUGUUGGAGCUAGCUACAGUAUAUUGCUUAUGGUGUUGAAUUAGAUUUUCUAUAAUACCAAAUACACCUAUAUACUUUCACUGGCAAUACAAGCAAGACACAUUGUGAACAGAAAUCAACAAAGACAAAUAUUGUAGCCUAACAUUUGCUUGAUAACAAUGUAACAUGGUUCUCUCAAUAUCUGCUAAAUGGCAUAUUAUAUUAUUAUAUUAUAUAGCAGUAGCAUGAUCUCUUUUUCGGAUAAGUAUAUAUAUAUAUAUAUAUAUAUAUAUAUAUAUAUAUAUAUAUAUAUAUAUAUUUAUUUUAUUUUUUACUGAUGUAAAAUGUUUAAAUGUUGAACUAAGGAAGUGAGUCACUCUUCCUGCCUUGCACAAGUAAACGCAUGAGCGGUAAUCAAAUUAGACCUUAAAUUAAGGCCAAGACACCACUCAGGCCUUUUCACAUCACACAUGGUCAGGACACUGUUGCUGCACGUGAACACACACACACACAUACACACACACAUAUACACACACACACACACACAUACACAGCAGGCAGGGCCUCUCCAAUAAGGACAGUAGACAUACGUAGGCCUGCCAGACGCAAGUCCUCAAAGCUUCAUAUAGUCAAUUUUGAAAUAUACAUUACUGACUUAUGCAAAACAUAUAAAGCAAUACAUAGUAAAAUAAACAGAUGUUACCCUUUUGAAAUGUAACAUUUUAACUAGAUAGGUAACGGAUAGGUAAUAAAGGUAGCACAUUUCUUCCAGCAGCUAUGAGUGAACAGAUCUAUCCAAUAUUCACAGUUGUUGACACAUACGGAAUAUCUGUUCAGCGUGACUCUUAACCAGAAUAUUCAGAUCUCGGUGUGUGAGCUUGACAGUUAAAUCCUAAACUUAGUUUGCAUUGUUACUUCAAUUUUCUGAUACAUAGGGUGCAGCCCAGCUAUCGUUGCUGUCUUUUGUUUAAUUUUUUCACAAAAAAUAUUCAUUAAAUACCCCAAAAUGAUCAGUGUCAUGUUUUAAUACAAAAAUAUUUGUAUUAGUCUAAUAUUUGAUUAUUAUCUUGUUGUAUCUCAGCUCAAAUUAAGACAAAACUCCUCAUUAUGUAUUAGGUAGAUAAAACAUACACAGGUAUCAGGUAUUCUAGAAACUAUUUAUUUGCUAGUUAAAUUCAAUGUUCUCUUUUUUAUUUUAUUUUAUUUUUAUUCAAUGUUCUCUGUCAGUGGUUUGGUGUUAAUUUUCUACUUGGCAGCAGACAUCAGGACUUGUUGAAUGAAAGGGUUAACAGCAGCAGCGAGGGAGCAAGCCGAGAGAGGUGCUCUGUGUGUUUGGCUGACUGCAGAGUGAAACAGGAUGCAGCGACUGCAUUGUCAGCCUGCUGGUGUGAGUGCAAACAGAUGAGGAAAUGCUGGAGCGGGUACUCCAAAACUUGGGUUACCUUGGAAACGGUUUGCGUCAUGAUCACCAGCAAUUAGCUUGCAGCUCUUUAGUUUUCAAGAUAGGUCUGCCAGGGCUUAGUCCAAUGGCUGUUGCUAACAGCGAAAGGAAUUGUCCUCCAAACAACUCUAGGAAAUAAUUUAUGCUUUUUACCUAUAUUUUGUCAUGUUUGUUUUUGUUUUCACAGAUAAACUUUAAUUAUCUUAUUUCAUAUGUAGAAUUUUUUCACAGAAUUUAUAAUUUUUUUUGUGUGUAUAAAAAAGGCAGUGAAAGUGGCCUGAAGAGUGGUGUUUAUUAUAGAAGUGAGAUGACUAGGCAGAGAAAGUUCCCAUUAAAUGCUCUUCCAAUGAGCCCUGAUGUGAUGUUCUUCUCUUAUCUGACCCUGUGUACGUGUGUGUGCUGUAUGUGGUCGAAGCACAUGGAACGGUGCAUAAAGUUCCCGAGCGGUCGGUCGGUGAUGAGUAGUAGUAUUUAAUGGUUAUAUUUGAGAGUUAAGAGGCUUCUCUCUCUGGGACUGUGUUGAGUCUAUCUGUGGACACACCAACCAACCACCAUAUUUACACCUCCACUGAUCACAGGGAGAGAAAGCCUACUCUGCUCAACCCAGGGGCAGAAUAUUGGAACUGUAUUAGCCAUAUACUCAGCACCUCUCAUUUGUUUCAAGAGGAGCAGGGAUUUUCUGCAUGGCUCAUCUCGAGGUUCCCAACAGUUCAAACAUUUAAGGUGGCCUAGUAGCUUUUAAGUCGACAAGGAGGUUGUUGAACCUUGCAUGCGUCCAGUGUAAGAAAAAAAAGAAGCUGUUUGUUCAGCCCAGUGGCUGGCUGGGUAAGAAGGAGGGAGGGAGAGCAGGGGAGCCCAUAGCGGGUUUAGGAGGAGGAGUGGUUAGGUGAGAUCAGAGAUCUAGUGACGUACGUGAAAGAUCUCGGUUGAGUUACAGUUGGCUCGCUGGGGGUUGGGGAGAAUGUUGGAGGAAUGGGACUGCGAGGAUGGUUAGUUUGUGUUUGCAGUGGUGGAAAAAGUACCCAAUUGUCAUACUUGAGUAAAAGUAAAGAUACCUUAAUAGAAAAUGACUCAAGUGAAAGUCACCCAGUAAAAUACUACUUGAGUAAAAGUAUUUGGUUUUAAAUAUACUUAAGUAUCGAAAGUAAAUGUAAUUGCUAAAAUAUAUUUAAGUAUCAAAAGUAAAAGUAUAAAUAAUUUCAAAUUCCUUAUUAAGCAAACCAGACGGCAUCAUUUUCUUGUUUUUUAAAUUUACGGAUAGCCAUGGUCUAUCUCCAACACUCACCUCUAUACAAGCCUUAUUGGUGUUUAGCUGUUUUGGCAAUUACAGCUUAUUUGUGACUGAAUAGCACCAAUAAUCCUGUUAGUCAAAUUCAAGAUGGCAACUGAACUGUUCACUGUUCUGAUGAAACUUUUUCUCCCUGUCUCUCUCUCUCUCUCUCUCUCUCUCUCUCUCUCUCUCAAUUGAAAACAGUGUUAGCACUGCCGCUUUUACACCAAAAGGCUGUUGCUAGGUGACUGCUGACGUCAGUGGCAGCUAUAGAGGAGGUCUUGUGUGUUUGGCUGCUGAGGGCAGACCCCACUGAAAAGGGCAAAACUAUGAAGCACUAUUAGCCAUCGCAAUGAAAACCUAAAUCCAGUGUCCAAGGAUAGCCACUCGAAAUAAUUGUGAGCAUUUAAUGCAGACACCUUCUGUAAACCUGUGAUCAGGAAUUACGAGGUAAAAAGAAUAAUAAAUGCUCCUCUGUCAACCCUGCCAAUACCCACCCCCCUUUUAUCUUUCUGUCUCUCCCUACUCCCUCGCUGUCUACUUUUCUCUAACCCCCCCCCCCCCCCCCCCCCCACACACACACACACACACACACUCACACACACAGGCUCAAAUACCAGUCCAGGAACCCCCUCCGUUCUCAUAGCACAUGACGUAAGCAAGAUUUUGUAGAGAGGGGGGAAAAAUCAAGGUUGCCAAGGUUGCUCUGGAGCGUGCUUGCCAUUGUUUAGUGAAACCAAUUCCCUGGAACCCAUAUCUCUCUCCCUCAAUCCCUCUCUCUCUGGACUAGAAAAUCUGACCUGCCCUAUUGGACAACACAGGUCAACACCGCACUGUGCAUAGCCUAAACAAAUGACACAAAAGUUAGGCUUGGCAUGUUUAUUCAUUUUAGUAAAGAAAGUGAACUCUUCUGCUGAAUGUAAGCAAAAUAAAUGACUAAUUCACACAAUAUUUCUUUCACUUAGAAAUUGUAGAGUAGGUUCUUUAGACCUGUGAAAAAUACAAUAAUUUAAUGCAUUGAAAGUUCUGUCUGUAAGGCAACAAUAAAUGAUGUAAAUGUAAAAUAAUUGGGUUGAAUAGCGGGAACCAGGUUACCAAAAUGUACUCCCUUCCCUUUUCCUUGGGAUAAAUACAGUGUCUUCAGAAAGGAUUCAUACUAGACUUGAGUGGUAUACCAUGUAUACUGGGUAUUUGGAAGUACUGCCACGGGAUGGUUUUUCAUUACUGUUGAAACAAUUGUUUUGAAGUUUUUCAAUACAUUUUAAUAUUUGUAGCUACUUUUUAAGUAAAUACCUGCAGUCAACUUGUGCAGUACGUUAGGAGAUAAAGCAGAUUGCGCUCUUCGUUUGACAUUUUACAUUAUGAAGCUUACUGUAGUUCCCCAGAACAGUUGAGCCAGUCACGUGUUUGUUUGUAAAUAGCACAAGGGAGAAAGCAGGAACAGGUGAGUCCAGCUGUGUGUUGACAGGGGUCGCAUUUUAUAUUGGAAGUCCAACAGUGUUUUUUUGCUUCAAUAGUGUGAUCAGGGAUGUGCUACUAUAGUUUUCCGUCACAGAAAAUACAUUAGUGCAACCUAUUCUGCAGAAAAUAGCUGACAACAGAAGUGCAACACUAUUUGGCUGGCAGCCACACAAGUAAAUGAGCUCACUGUAUAACUUUAUGAGCUGGAUUGCCUGUCUUUGCAAUUAGUUUAUUUUUGUUUGCUCUCGUUAGCAUAUUUAGCUAGCAGCCUCCAAGGAAAUUCGCUAUUACAUGUGCUAAUUCUGUUAGCAUUCUGGUAAUAGACACCCAAUGGGCUUUUUUUUGCGUUUUUUAUGUCCCCUUGUGUAAUACUGUAAAUCCCGGUGUGAGAGAAGGACGGUAUGAGGAUAUGAAAAUCUGGAUACCUCCCAAACCUAAUUCACACCCCUUGACUUUUUCCACAUUUUGUUGUGUUACAGCCUGCAUUUAAAAUGGAUUACAUUUAGAUUUUUCGGUCACUGGCCUACACACCAUAAUGGAAAAGUGGAAUUACUUUUUUAGACAUUUUUACAAAUUAAUAAAAAAUAAAAAGCUGAAAUGUCUUGAGUCAGUGAGCAUGGUUACAUGCUCACAAUAAUGUGGAUAUUGUGGAUAGUCAGGUUAAUAUAAUACACUGAACAAAAAUAUAAACACAACAUGCAACAAUUUAAAAGAUGUUACUGAAUUACAGUUCAUAUAAGGAAAUCAGUCAAUUGAAAUGAAUUCAUUAGUCCCUAAUCUAUGGAUUUCACAUGACUGGGAGUCAGUGGCGGUCAGUGCCGUUUAAGAUGAGGGAGGAUGAUAAAAAAAAUUAUGAGCAUGGCCUUAUUUGUAUUACAGCAUAUUGGAUGACUGUCAUUUGUAUUCCAUUCACCCAGCUCAAUGUAACAUCAAUAGGUUUAGGCUACUACAUGAUACAAACGUUUUCCCUGUACCCAUCAUGAGGUUGCUACAACCUAGCCUCUGAAAGAAAGUUAACAACGUAGGUGCAAAAGUUGAGACAAUUUUGAGUAAUCAAGGUGACAGACAGUGACACAUUCAAUACCGCCUUGCCUGCAUCUAGCUCAUCUAGCUGUAAUCAUUAGUCCAACAGUUGCAAAUGACAGUUUUUAUUGGACAAAUUCAGGUAUGUUUAUCCCAGUUUCGUUACAUUUGCUUCCGUUUAAGAAAUGCUUGUCAUCAGAAUUGGCGGAAUGAAUACACCCCUGAUCACACUUUCAUAGCAGCCACAUAAAAACAUAAUGAUCACUAUAUACGCGCUCUCCUCCUCUUACCUUUUCCCUUCGCUUGUGGACUUCAGUGCACAACAUCAGCUGUCUGUGACCAGGCAAAAAAAAAAAAACCUUCCAUGCCAAACCUUCAUAUCAUGACCACUAACCGCUACACAUAGCCUACAUCGUUGUCAACAUACAGUGAGGGAAAAAAGUAUUUGAUCCCCUGCUGAUUUUGUAUGUUUGCCCACUGACAAAGACAUGAUCAGUCUAUAAUUUUAAUGCUAGGUUUAUUUGAACAGUGAGAGACAGAAUAACAACAAAAAAAUCCAGAAAAACGCAUGUCAAAAAUGUUAUAAAUUGAUUAGCAUUUUAAUAAGUAUUUGACCCCUCUGCAAAACAUGACUUAGUACUUGGUGGCAAAACCCUUGUUGGCAAUCACAGAGGUCAGACGUUUCUUAUAGUUGGCCACCAGGUUUGCACACAUCUCAGGAGGGAUUUUGUCCCACUCCUCUUUGCAGAUCUUCUCCAAGUCAUUAAGGUUUCGAGCCUGACGUUUGGCAACUCGAACCUUCAGCUCCCUCCACAGAUUUUCUAUGGGAUUAAGGUCUGGAGAUUGGCUAGGCCCCUCCAGGACCUUAAUGUGCUUCUUCUUGAGCCACUCCUUUGUUGCCUUGGCCGUGUGUUUUGGGUCAUUGUCAUGCUGGAAUACCCAUCCACGACCCAUUUUCAAUGCCCUGGCUGAGGGAAGGAGGUUCUCACCCAAGAUUUGAUGGUACAUGGCGCCGGCCAUCGUCCCUUUGAUGCGGUGAAGUAGUCCUGUCCCCUUAGCAGAAAACCCCCCCCAAAGCACAAUGUUUCCACCUCCAUGUUUGACGGUGGGGAUGGUGUUCUUGGGGUCAUAGGCAGCAUUCCUCCUCCUCCAAACACGGCGAGUUGAGUUGAUGGCAAAGAGCUCGAUUUUGGUCUCAUCUGACCACAACACUUUCACCCAGUUCUCCUCUGAAUCAUUCAGAUGUUCAUUGGCAAACUUCAGACGGGCCUGUAUAUGUGCUUUCUUGAGCAGGGGGACCUUGCGGGCGCUGCAGGAUUUCAGUCCUUCACGGCGUAGUGUGUUACCAAUUGUUUUCUUGGUGACUAUGGUCCCAGCUGCCUUGAGAUCAUUGACAAGAUCCUCCCGUGUAGUUCUGGGCUGAUUCCUCACCAUUCUCAUGAUCAUUGCAACUCCACGAGGUGAGAUCUUGCAUGGAGCCCCAGGCUGAGGGAGAUUGACAGUUAUUUUGUGUAUCUUCCAUUUGCGAAUAAUCGCGCCAACUGUUGUCACCUUCUCAACAAGCUGCUUGGCGAUGGUCUUGUAGCCCAUUCCAGCCUUGUGUAGGUCUACAAUCUUGUCCCUGACAUCCUUGGAGAGCUCUUUGGUCUUGGCCAUGGUGGAGAGUUUGGAAUCUGAUUGAUUGAUUGCUUCUGUGGACAGGUGUCUUUUAUACAGGUAACAAACUGAGAUUAGGAGCACUCCCUUUAAGAGUGUGCUCCUAAUCUCAGCUCGUUACCUGUAUAAAAGACACCUGGGAGCCAGAGAUCUUUCUGAUUGAGAGGGGGUCAAAUACUUAUUUCCCUCAUUAAAAUGCUAAUCAAUUUAUAACAUUUUUGACAUGCAUUUUUCUGGAUUUCUUUGUUGUUAUUCUGUCUCUCACUGUUCAAAUAAACCUACCGUUACAAUUAUAGACUUAUCAUUUCUUUGUCAGUGGGCACACGCACAAAAUCAGCAGGGGAUCAAAUACUUUUUUCCCUCACUGUAGCUACUAGAACUAACACGUUAGUGAACCCACUACAAUCAUGCAGCACAGUGUACAAUCAGAAAGCAGUUAAGCAGUUACAACGGCGGGCCCCGGUGGCAAUAAAUUAAUAAAACCAAAAGCUUACCUCGACUUGGUAGAGUUCCAGUGUUGGAUAGCCAUAGCCAUUUAGCUAACAUAGCGUCCAUCUCUGUUUGAGCCGGGUGUUUGAGUAUGCUAAACUAGCUAGCUGCAUUCACUAGCUAAGUGAAAGUUGAAAGAAAAUACAACCAAUUAUAGCUAGCUUGCUCUCUCUCUCUCUCGCUUCUUAAUUUUGGAAGAAAUUAAUUUGUUAUACUGUUCAACUAUUGUCUUUCUGUCUGUUUGAGUCAACUACUCACCACAUUGUAUGCACUGCAGUGCUAGCUAGCUGUAGCUAAUGCUUUCAGGACUAGAUUCAUUCUCUGAUCCUUUGAUUGGGUGGACAACAUGUCAGGUCAUGCUGCAAGAGCUCUGAUAGGUUGGAGGAUGCCCUCCGGAAGUUGUCAUAAUUACUGUGUAAGUCUAUGGAAGCGGGUGAGAACCAUGAGCCUCCUAUGUUUUGUAUUGAAGUCAAUGUACCCAGAGGAGGACAGAAGCUAUCUGUCCUCCGGCUACACCAUGGUGCUACCCUACAGACUGCUGCUGAGGCUACUGUAUACCUUCAUUUUAAGAAGUUAUUUGGUGAGGUGAAUAUAUUUAGUAUAGUUUUAUCUAAAAAGGACAACUUUUUAAAAUGUUUUACUAUUUUUAUUUUUAUUAAAUUCACUGAGGAGGAUGGUCCUCCCCUUCCUCCUCUGAGGAGCCUACACUGCUGGGAAUACAGAUAUGCAUCUGUUGGUCACAGAUACCUUUAAAAAAAGUAGGGGCGUGGAUCAGAAAACCAGUCAGUAUAGGGUGUGACCACCAUUUGCUUCAUGCAGCGUGACACAUCUCCUUCGCGUAGUUGAUCAGGCUGUUGGUUGUGGCCUGUGGAAUGUUGUCCCAAUCCUUUUCAGUGGCUGUGCAAAGUUGCUGGAUAUAUACCAUAACCACACCGCCACCAUGGGGCACUCUGUUCACAACGUUGACAUCAGCAAACUGAUCGCCCACACAACACCAUACACGCUGUCUGCCAUCUGCCGGGAUUCAUCUGUGAAGAGCACACUUCUCCAGCGUGCCAGUGGCCAUCGAAGGUGAGCAUUUGCCCACUGAAGUCGGUUACGACGCAGAAUUGCAGUCAGGUCAAGAUCCCUAGUGAGCUUCCCUGAGACGGUUUCUGACAGUUUGUGCAGAAAUUCUUCGGUUGUGCAAACCCAGUUUUAUCAGCUAUCUGAGUGGCUGGUCUCAGACAAUCCCGCAGGUGAAGAAGCCGGAUGUGGAGGUCCUGGGCUGGUGUGCUUACAUGUGGUCUGCGGUUGUGAGGCUGGUUGGACGUACUGCCAAAUUCUCUAAAACGACGUUGGAGGCGGCUUAUGGUAGAGAAAUUAACAUUUGAUUGUCUUGCAACAGCUCUGGUGGACAUUCUUGCAGUCAGCAUGCCAAUUGCAUGCUCCCUCAAAACUUGAGACAUCUGUGGCAUUGUUGUGUGAUAAAACUGCACAUUUUAGAGUGGCCUUUUUAUUGUCCCCAGCACAAGGUGCACCUGUAAUGAUCAUGCUGUUUAAUCAGCUUCUUGAAAUGCCACACCUGUCCGGUUGAUGGAUUAUCUUGGCAAAGGAGAAAUACUCACUCAGAGAUGUAAACAAAUUUGUGCACAACAUUUGAGAGAAAUAAGCUUUUUGUGCGUAUGGAACAUUUCUGGGAUCUUUUAUUUCAGCUCAUGAAACAUGGGACCAACACUUUACAUGUUGCGUUUAUAUUUUAGUUCAGUAUAUAUGCUUUAUAUGCUUAAGAAUCACACUUCCGGUUUUGGCGGGAAAUACUGGCUUAUGCGGGAGAAAAGGGAUUUAUUCUCUGAAAAAAAUAAAAAAUAAUAAUAAUUACCAGGAAGAUAUUCAACCCUAAUAAAUACUUUCUAUGGGCAAUGUAUAUAUCUUACCCUUAGUAAUACUUUGAUGGGACUCCUCUGGUUAUUGAUGAUGAUUUUAUCAUGCUUGUAUCGCUGUUGUUGUUGUUUCUGCUGCUGCUGCGUUGGAAAGCCCCAAGAUGUUGUCCCCAGUUAAAGUUCUCAUCAGUUCUGCCCUACCAAGGACAAAACAUUUUGUUGAAGAGCCUCGAGCUACCAGAAGCCUGGCCACCUGACAGUGAAGAGAACUGCUCCCCUACCUGCAGAUGGGUAUAACCAACCAUCCAUCCUAGACCCUUCCUCUGGGGGUGUCUGGCUGCCUGACUCCCUCCCCUGGGGGUUAACACAUCCCAGCCCUGCCUGUCUGUCUCAUUAUGUUCCAGCCCUCCAGUGGUAGAAUGAACAUCUCACCCCUGUCCUGUCACACUGUCUGAGGCGCUGGCAAUAAAACAGCCUUUUUAUAGUGUUUUAUAGUGUUCCUACUCUACUGAGGGAUUUAUGUAGUACUGUUCACACAUUAAAGGUAAACAACAUUUGCCUGUGGUUUUAUUUUUGUUUUUGUUCAAACUUUUGUCUAUUCUUAUAGCUCUAUAUUCUCAUUGCUCUUUUACAUGCUUCGAAUGGAACAGAGGGUUUUGUGUUUCUGAGAAAGAAGAGAAACAGCACUGAUCAUUCAGUAGUCUCUGUUUAAGAUUGUUCUCUCCCAGGUGUCUCUCUCCUCAGUCAGUCCUGGGUUUCUUCACUCUCUGCCUUUCAAUCAGACUCACUGUCACACACUAAACUACACAGCGGUGAUACCGAUGGGCCUAGAUGAAAACUAUGUCAACACUUGAAAAAAAGCACUUAUGAAGACGUCAGUAGCAAAACACAAAAGCCAAAACAGUAGCUGCGUGUGCGUGUGCGUGUCUGUGUGUCCACUCUCACCUAGUUCUGCCUGAAGAAGUGUGUAAAGCCUCCUGUCUUUGGUGUGUCAGUUAUGAAUGUUGUGUGCUGUCACAAGAGAUAAACCAGCCACUGUGGUCUAUGCCUGCUAUAAGGAGGGGGGAGAGAGAUAGGUGGAUUGUGUACUGUCCACAGGACACAGUCACGUGGACUGGUAGGGCUGGGCGAUAUAUCAAAUUAAUUUGAAUGUAUGUUUUUGCGCGAUAUUCCAAAUGCCUGAAUCGCAAGAAUCAAGUUUUUGUAAUUUUUUUUUUUUAUGAGCUUUUAUGUCUGCUUGUUCUCAUGUUGUAUUUUUGGUCUCAUUUCAUUCGCUCCUCUGUGCUGUGUGCACCUUCCCAUUUACACCAGAGAUCUGUAUAUAAUGAAGAGAUGCACAUCUCCGCCCUAACAAUGGGAGUCGUUGUCCCAAAGGCGGAAAGGCAGGCGACAGGCAUAGGUCCAAAAUAAGCCCAUAGAAAAGCAUAGGCCUUAUUUUGGACAGAUUUUAGCGAGAGUGAAACCUCUUGCUUCGCCUCUAUGGUUUAAACACACAUCAAGCCCCCCCCCUUUCUAACGAUACCCUUUUUACGUCUCAACUACUCAAAUUGCACGCAGAGCAGACACUACUAAAAUUAGAGUAUCAAUGAACAUUGAUUCUGGAAAAUGAAUGGUCAGUUUGUCGCGUGCGGCAUUGGGGUACCACGUACCGCUAGCAGCAUUUUAGCCAAAGACUGUUAUACUAUCUGUCUAGUCUGUGUUUUAAAAAUGUGCAAUAAGCAUAAAACAAUUAUAUAAAGAAUUGGCAACUCGUUCUCAUUCUGAGAAAUAAGGUAGGCCACUUGAUUUCAACAUCUGAACAAAGUGGACAGGUUAACAUGCUUUUCAAAAAAUCACAUUGUAGGAUUUUUAAUGAAUUUAUUUGCAAAUUAUGGUGGAAAAUAAGUAUUUGGUCAAUAACAAAAGUUUCUCAAUACUUUGUUAUAUAUACCCUUUGUUGGCAAUGACACAGGUCAAACGUUUUCUGUAAGUCUUCACAAGGUUUUCACACACUGUUGCUGGUAUUUUGGCCCAUUCCUCCAUGCAGAUCUCCUCUAGAGCAGUGAUGUUUUGGGGCUGUCGCUGGGCAACACGGACUUUCAACUCCCUCCAAAGAUUUUCUAUGGGGUUGAGAUCUGGAGACUGGCUAGGCCACUCCAGGACCUUGAAAUGCUUCUUACGAAGCCACUCCUUCGUUGCCCGGCCGGUGUGUUUGGGAUCAUUGUCAUGCUGAAAGACCCAGCCAUGUUUCAUCUUCAAUGCCCUUGCUGAUGGAAGGAGGUUUUCACUCAAAAUCUCACGAUACAUGGCCCCAUUCAUUCUUUCCUUUACACGGAUCAGUCGUCCUGGUCCCUUUGCAGAAAAACAGCCCCAAAGCAUGAUGUUUCCACCCCCAUGCUUCACAGUAGGUAUGGUGUUCUUUGGAUGCAACUCAGCAUUCUUUGUCCUCCAAACACGACGAGUUGAGUUUGUACCAAAAAGUUAUAUUUUGGUUUCAUCUGACCAUAUGACAUUCUCCCAAUCCUCUUCUGGAUCAUCCAAAUGCACUCUAGCAAACUUCAGACGGGCCUGGACAUGUACUGGCUUAAGCAGGGGGACACGUCUGGCACUGCAGGAUUUGAGUCCCUGGUGGCGUAGUGUGUUACUGAUGGUAGGCUUUGUUACUUUGGUCCCAGCUCUCUGCAGGUCAUUCACUAGGUCCCCCCGUGUGGUUCUGGGAUUUUUGCUCACCGUUCUUGUGAUCAUUUUGACCCCACGGGGUGAGAUCUUGCGUGGAGCCCCUGAUCGAGGGAGAUUAUCAGUGGUCUUGUAUGUCUUCCAUUUCCUAAUAAUUGCUCCCACAGUUGAUUUCUUCAAACCAAGCUGCUUACCUAUUGCAGAUUCAGUCUUCCCAGCCUGGUGCAGGUCUACAAUUUUGUUUCUGGUGUCCUUUGACAGCUCUUUGGUCUUGGCCAUAGUGGAGUUUGGAGUGUGACUGUUUGAGGUUGUGGACAGGUGUCUUUUAUACUGAUAACAAGUUCAAACAGGUGCCAUUAAUACAGGUAACGGAUGGAGGACAGAGGAGCCUCUUAAAGAAGAAGUUACAGAUCUGUGAGAGCCAGAAAUCUUGCUUGUUUGUAGGUGACCAAAUACUUAUUUUCCACCAUAAUUUGCAAAUAAAUUCAUUAAAAAUCCUACAAUGUGAUUUUCUGGAAUGUUUUUUUCUCAUUUUGUCUGUCAUAGUUGACGUGUACCUAUGAUGAAAAUUACAGGCCUCUCUCAUCUUUUUAAGUGGGAGAACUUGCACAAUUGGUGGCUGACUAAAUACUUUUUUCCCCCACUGUAUAUAUACAUACAUAUCCUUUAAAAAUAUAUAUAUUUCCCAACCCCACCAUCCCCUCCCUAAUUGGAGUAAACUAGUGAACAACAAUGCUUAGGCCUCUACUUCAUGCUUAUACAUACUAUAUACAUUUUAUGGACACAGUCAAUAAUUUUAUUUUGUUUGUUUUUACUCCUGAACUUCCUCCGAUCAUUUUCAUCUGGUAUGCUUCUAUAUGCCAUAUCUUUCUAACUGUGGUCUUUCACAAAAGCUAUAUAUAUAACCUAUAUCCUUAUUAUGGACACAGCAUGUAUUACACUAGUUAUCUUGUUGUUAUUAGUUGUUGUUAUUAGUCCCAUCCUUCAGCUCCAUUCAACACCUCCCAUCUAUCUCUUAACACCAUCCAUAUUGGAUUUCUAUUUGCCAUAUAUUUUUCAACUGUACUGUGAUGUUUUACAAAAGUUCUGAACCUUUCUAUUCUCAUUGUUUCUACAGUUUGUGAAUUGAAAAUAACAGUUUGUGAAUUGAAAAUAAACAUCUUUGCUAAAAGUAUUAUUAUAUUAUCGAUCGAUUGACUAUGACUUUUCAGAUCACCCAGUAGUGCUAUCUGUAGGGUCAGCUCUAUGCAAAUAUUGCAAUCCUUCAGCCAUUCCUGGACCUGUGUACAGAAACAAGCUACAAAUGGACAGUACCAAAACAAAUUAUCUAAUGAUUCUGUCUCUUCACAGCCAAAUCUGCAGAGCUGGGAAGAUUGUAUCCCCCAUACAAAUAACAUUCUAUUGGUAGCAAGAAUUGUAUAUAAUAAUUUAAAUUGAAAAAUUCAAAGUUUUGAAUCCGGCGUCGUUUUGCGUAUCAGUUCAUAAACAUUAUGCCAUGGAAUCGGUACGUCAAAAAUCUCUUCCCAACUAUUUUGCAAUCUAUAUGGGACGGCUGUCAAUCUUUUGGUCCUUAAAUGAAACUGAUAAACUCUUUUAUUUAUCACAAUUUUCUUUAACCAAUAAUGUUCUUUAAUGCAAGGCCGACAGACAAGUUCCUUACUUUUUCCUCCUUCCACUUUCCUCUUCCAUUUUUGUGGUAAUGCUGCAAUUAUUUGGUUGUAAUUUUGUGUAGAGCAGACAUUUCCAUAUGUUUUUGUUAGCUGCAUGUGCGACAACUCCACCAUUCCUACCGAUAAUAUAAUUUACGAAGAUUAUACUUUUUUCAUUUUUUUUUUCAAAAAAGAACGUUUUUUUAUCAAUUAGUAUAUUUGAGUUUAACCACAAUAUUUGUUGCAAUAUUUGUUCUGUCAUUUCUGAAGGAUUAAAUUGAAAUUGCAACCAACUUUCUAUGGCUUGUUUUAGAAAUAGUGAUAUUUUGGGAGAUGAUUUCCUUUUCAAAUACCUGAAAGUGAGGGGUUGUAAUCUGAAUAAAGGGAAAAAGUCCCUUCUUGAACAUUGGGUGAGGCAAUCUUACUAGUUUGCUAGAGAACCAGUUUGGUUUUAAGUAUAAUUCUUGUAUGACUGAAGCUUUUAGUGAUAGGUCUAAUGCUUUAAUAUUUAAUAAUUUUUGUCCUCCUAAUUCAUUCAUAUUCAUUAUAUAAAUAGAUUCAAGUUGUGGAUUUAAAAGAAAACAUGAAUCAUCAGUGUACAAUGACACCUUUUGUUUUUAAGCCCUGGAUUUCUAAUACCUUGAUAUUAUUGUUGGAUCUGAUUUUAAUAGCUAACAUCUCAAUGGCAAUAAUAAAUAGAUAUGCCGAUAGUGGACAACCUUGUUUCACUCCUCUUGACAGUUUAAAACUUUCUGAGAAAUAGCCAUUGUUUACUAUUUUACACCUAGGGUUACUAUAUAAAUAACCCAAUUUAUAAGAGAUUGUCCAAAAUUGAAAUGCUCCAGGCAUUUAUAUAUAAACCCCAGUUGUACUUUAUCAAAUGCCCCUUCGAAGUCUGCUAUGAAUAGUAGGCCUGGCUUCCCAGAUUUUUCAUAGUGUUCUAUUGUUUCCAGUACUUGCCUUAUAUUAUCUCCAAUGUAUCGCCCAUGUAAAAAACCUGUCUGAUUAGAAUGAAUAAUGUCAGACAAUACCGUUUUAAUUCUAUGCGCUAUACAUUUUGCUAGAAUUUUUGUGUAAGGGGCCACCAAUUUUUUAGUCGUUGUUAGUGAAUGUGGAUUAUGCAUGGUUCUAGUUACAUUUGCAAAAAAAAGGGGGGCAUUUUCAUAGACUUUAAAGCCAGAUUAGUGAUUAUUGCAAUAAAAAUCAGGUUAAACUGUUCUGAUAAAAUAAUUACAUUAUUAGUGUGUCUUAUGGUUGUGGAAGGCUUAUAUGUAGCCUAGGUAUAACUAUUUUACCGUUAAUUGUACAGCAACCCUUAUUUAGAGAAAACAUUUUUAAAAUAGAGAUAUAUUGUGAAUCGUCCAUAAGUUUGAAGAAAUCGAGAUAUGAUUACUAGGCCAUAUCGCCCAGCCCUAUGGCCUGGACUCAUGGCACAGAGGAGGUGAUACUUGGGUGAACUCAUAACUGAACACUUCAGCCGUGCCCAAUGUGCGUUAGUAGAGCGAAUCAGAGCUGUGGCCCACCCAAACUUUCACAAAUAUCACACGCCUCCACCCCACAGAACUCACAGUAAGAGCCAGCCCAGAAAUAAAAGACAGGCUACAUGGAUCUCUAGGACAUUCAUUUAUUUUAUUUUAGACACAGUGGUGUUUUUUUCUUUUUUGGUACAGGUAGGCUAUUUUACAUUUGACAGUAGGCAUACACCCUUAUUAAUUGAUAUCACAUAUACAUCACAUAUCAUUUAUUAGGUACCCCCAUCUAGUACCGGGUCGGACCCCCUUUGCCUCCAGAACAGCCUGAAUUCUUCGGGGUAUGGAAACAUUGCUCAAUUGGUAUCAAGGGACCUAAUAAUAUGUGCCAGGAAAAUAUUCCCCACAGCAUUACACCACCACCACCAGCCUGUACCGUUGACACCAGGCAGGAGCGAACCGUUUUCGUGAACGGGGUGGUGUACCUAAUAAACUGGCCACUGAGUAUAUAUCACAUAUUGAUAUCACAUAUAACUAGGGAUGCACAGUAUCGGCAAAAAAUCGAAUUGUGAUUUUUUUGUAACCUAACAUUAUGAUUGCGAUUUGACUUGCGAUAAAGAUCAAAUCCCUUGGGUGAACUGUUGGAAUCAUAGAAAUAUAAUGAUUUAUAUUAAAGGGGAAGCUGAUCUAAAAUCCAAAAUGUCCCAAGUGAUUCCAUACAUUGAAACUAUUUAGGUGGAGUUUGCCUUCUCCCCCUCUCUCUCUCCAUACAGUCUAGAACUGGAAAGCAGCUAAAACGGGUCACGUGACUUGUGACGUGUUUUUGUGCACUGCUAGCUCUGCUCCGUUGUCAGUCAAAGAGCAAUUGAGAAAUCUGCGAAUUGUGGACAAAUUCUUUAUUUUAUUGAAAGCGUAUGGCCGAAUGAGUUCAUGUUUGGAACAAUCUGUUGACUGCAUUUGACCUAACAGAACAGCAUGCAAACUUCUAGUGAAUCUAACAGCGGGGAGGAGGACCUGCACUGCUUGUGUGACAGGGGGUGAGGCUUUGUGUGUGUGUGGGAAGCAGCCGCAAAGAGGAUAGAGGGAGAGAGAUGACAAACAGAGUAAACUGUAAAAACGGACAUUACACUGAGUGGCCUUUCAGAAUAUUGUGAUAUGAAUAUAUCUUGUGAUAUGGAUAUCUCCUGCGAUAUGGAUAUCUCCUGCGAUAUGGAUAUCUCCUGCGAUGUGGUAUUGCACAUGUCAAUAUUGAGAUUUUGAUGUGAAUUUGAUUAAUUGUGUAGCCCUACUAUGAACCUAGGUAGAGCAGCCUAAUAUAGAUAGUUGUAGCAAAGUCCUUGGCUAAUAAUAUUGAAAUUGAGAAUAAUUUAUUUCCCACUCCAGAAGUAGAUUUCUUGACAUCGUAAUUGGCUCACUGGUUUUGUGCAGUGGGUUGUGGUUCCCUGUGUGUGAAGUGAGAUUGUGAGUGCAGUCUGUUGGAGUUGGCUGCUUCCUGAGGUGUGCAUAAUGAUAGUAACAGCUGGUUUGUGUGUCUUUCUGUGGCCUGGCUCUCCUGUGCUGCUGCUGCUCUGUCAGAGGAUCCAGCAGAGGUUCUGUGGUUAUGGGCUCCUGGUGCCAUGGGCCUUGAUAUUGGGCAGCAGGGACAGAGAGCAGCAGCAGCUGGUUGGGGGUACAGACAGGCCUAUACUCUGACCAGACGGGGACAGUGAGGUGACUACUAUCGUAGCUAGCUAGGGUUGUAAAUGGCACAGUGAGAAUAGUCAGUGUUUGUUGACUGUGCCCAAAGUGUUGUGAUCGUAUGUGCUUUGUUAAAAGAACACUGUCCCAUUACAGUGAUAAAAGGAUAUGGGACACAGUUCCAAGCUAUUUGAAAAGUAAUUUAAAGGCUAGCCUACGUGCUGUGGAAUGGGCUUGAUUUCUUUCAGAUAACAUACGACCCCUGAAAGCAUGCAAAUGUCAUUUCUGCUCGGAUUUAUACCUGUGCAGACACUCUUGCAGCUGCUGGUCUAGGAUCAUUCAUUACCGUUUUGAUUGACCUAUAAUUCACCAGGCUUUCUUUCUGCUGUUGGUGUUGGUGCUUUUUUCCUUUUAAUGAAUGUUCCAAGAGCCAGUGGGCCAGAAUGAGAUGUGGUGUAUGUCUGUCUGCUGCGCCGGCUGGAGACGCCAUAUGUGUCACUUUACUUUGGGGGUGAGUCUCUAUAUGGCUGAUGGGGGGAAAAACAGAGAGAAAGACAUUCAUGGCAUCAAUUAAUCAUUUCUUUGAGACAUCAGUCAGAAAUAUAUGCGAUCAUUUACUCAAGUGUAGACAUUUCUUCAAGAGAGCACGGCACUCUAUCUUGACGACAUGAAAUGCCAAGUUAUGGGAAAAGAGAUUUUGUGUAUUUUCUCACAGCUCAGAUGUAACAUAUGCUCUUUGCGUUCAUUACCUGUCUUCACAAUAAACCUGCUUCUACUUUGAGUGAGUGAGAUCGGGCAGGAAGUGUUUCAGUGUUUAUGCACUGUGCCGCGGUCUCUCUCUGGAGACAAAAGGCAGGGUUUGCCUCAGUCUGCGCUCGUACUUGGAUGUUGCUUGGUCCCUCACUGGGUUGUGCUGUGCUCCAGGCUCUCUGCUCUGCUCAGAGUCAACCCUAGAUGUCGAUGCUCAGGGAUCUUUUAUGAUGAACUAGUAAUAGUAAUGGAAUCUCCCUUGCCUUCACAUUCCAAAGACUUUUGUAUCUCCACCCAAGGUAUUUUCCCUUAAUCGCUCGGCUUCAUGUAACACCCUCCCUGCUUAACAGAGCAAGGUAUGCCCAAUGUUUACGUCUCCAAGAUAUGGUAUUGUUGAGAGUAUGAGUGUAUUACAUCUAGGGCUGUAAAAUAUAUUUUCAAGUAUAUUACUUUACCAGUAAACUGCUAGAAUUUGGUAUCUUUCAAGGAUUUUAUGUAAUCUAUUAUAAGACAUCUAGUGGCCCUUUUGGGUACUUCAGAUUAUCACAGUUGUCUGUUAUUAUCUCUGGCCCUCUUUGUAGCCUUAUCACAUGUAAAAUAUAUGAAAUAAUUAAAUAAGAUUAUUUAAAAUAAAUAUAUAUAAUUAGAAAGCUGUAAAACAUUAUCCUAAAUAUAAACCAUCAACUCAGUGAAUACCAUUGGUGUUUAAUAUCAGGGUUUCAGCAUGAAAUAUCCUUUAUUUCUUUAACACAAUUGUAUUUAUUUUACUAUGUCAAUAUGUAUUUGUUGUCAAUGUUUUGGCGUCAAACUGGUGGCCGUCUGAAAAAAGUCAAUAGUUGGAUGAGUUGCAGAGGUAAUUGAAAAUAAUGCCAUUGUUGAUUAGAUACUUUUUUCAUUAAUUAGGCUAUGUUCUCUUGAACCAUAUGGUUAAACUCAUGGACAAUAUGGACACAGAUGAAAAAAGUAAUACUAUAUAUGACUAAAAAAUACUAAUUGCCAAAGUUACAAUAGAUUGCCAUAGAUUUUCUGUUAAUUACCAAAGUUACUGAAGAUUCCGAUAACUUUGGUAAAUUACCGGUAGCUUUGCAACUGUAAUUACAUCAUCUGAUGUUGAACUAGAUGAACGUGUUUUAGUUUUAUUGUUAACAGAGUUAGUGGACGUUCUAAGUUCACGCCAUGUCUGUUAUCAUAAACUGGCAAGACAAUAACAAAGUUCCCUCUUCAUUCAAGAUUUAUUCAUUCAACAGUCAUUGUUUGUGUAUUUUUGUUUUUCUGAAGUGCAAUGACUAACACAAAGACAUUUCAGGGGCUAUUGUUGACCAAAUGGAUUGAAAGCUGGAAAUAAAUUGUCAAGCAAACCAGGUAGCCUAUCCGUUUUCACAUUUUGAAAUAGGCCAACUGUCAGUGAGGAAAACUACUGAAAAGGCGGAAAUAUGCUAUUGGAGCAUCCUGUGCUGAAAGCCACUCGAAAAUAUAUUUUAGGAACUGGCAUUUGAUGUUGUUACCAUACUAUGUACAAUAGUAUUUUCAGUUGAAGAUAUUCCUGGUGUGAGUUGAGAGAAGGGAAGUUUGUAGUGGAGCCUAGACUUGUAAUAGUUCUAGACCAUUAGAGAGCGUGGGAUUGUGGAGUCUCAUUCAUAACAGGAAAUUACGUUGUCUCUUAUUAUUCUUGCGUCUGACUGAGUCUAAAGGUUUGUGAAUAAUACAUACUCAUUCCCAUAGACCAGGGGUGUCAAACUCAUUCCACGGAGGGCCGAGUGUCUGCGGGUUUUUGGUUUUCCCUUUCAAUUAAGACCUAGACAACCAGGUGAGGGGAGUUCCUUACUAAUUAGUGACAAUAAUUAAUCAAUCAAGUACAAAGGUGGAGCGAAAAACCUGCAGACACUCAGCCCUCCACGGAAUGAGUUUGACACGUGCCAUAGACUGAGCUGUCAGAUGAUGGUAUUUGUGCCAUUGUGGGUAAGAGUUAGGCUACCUCAGUGCACUGGUCUCAGAUCAGAUCAACCUUUCCUUCCAAUGUCUGUUCUGAUUUAUGAAGUGAAAUGUGCUCUGGCGGGUGCUCUCCAGUGAGUGAUGCUGUGUUUGGUAAUGAGUGUUCUUCUCCCUGUCUGUCUCCCUCCCUCUCUCCCACCCUGUCUGUCUCCCUCCCUCUCUCCCACCCUGUCUGUCUGUCUCCCUCCCUCCCUCCCACCCUGUCUGUCUGUUUCCCUCCCUCCCUCCCACCCUGUCUGUCUGUUUCCCUCUCUACCUCCCACCCUGACUGUCUCCCUCCCUCCCUGUCUGUCUGUUUCCCUCUCUACCUCCCACCCUGACUGUCUCCCUCCCUCCCUGUCUGUCUGUUUCCCUCUCUACCUCCCACCCUGACUGUCUCCCUCCCUCCCUGUCUGUCUGUUUCCCUCUCUACCUCCCACCCUGACUGUCUCCCUCCCUCCCUGUCUGUCUGUUUCCCUCUCUACCUCCCACCCUGACUGUCUCCCUCCCUCCCUGUCUGUCUGUUUCUCUCUCUACCUCCCACCCUGACUGUCUCCCUCCCUCCCUGUCUGUCUGUUUCUCUCUCUACCUCCCACCCUGACUGUCUCCCUCCCUCCCUGUCUGUCUGUCUCCCUCCCUCCCUGUCUGUCUGUCUACCAGUCUGGCCUAGCGGCAGGGUCUCUGUGUUCUCCCCUGGCAGUGCAUGGCACAGUGCACAUGGCAAGGGACUCUCUUUCUCUCUCUCAGUUCAGUUCAGUUCAGUUCAGUUCAUGACAUGUGCUGUGCUGUGCUGCUGAACACCGGGGACUCAACAAUGUCGAUAUGAAAACACUCCCUACCAGCCCAAGCCCCAUUUUAUUAUUCUCAUAAAACAUAAACAUAUUACUCUCGCACAUGGCUACAAGAAGGCAUUAUUUAGGUGUUUCGCAGUAUAGUUGUAGGAUUCAAAUUCAAACUCUGACUAAAGCAGAUCUGAUCUGUUGUUUCGACCGUAUCCUAUUGGGUUAGAAGGGAAUGCUCCAUAGCUUUGUGUUAGAGCUUCUCCCAGUGCCUGGAGGCCCAGGUUAUAGGGCUGCGACUUGUGCCCAGAGCCCAGACAGCUUGUGUAGCCUACCACUGUUGCAUUUUGAACUGCUCACACAGCACUGUAGCAGGCAGCAGAGCUUACCUUUAUCUCACUGAUUCUAGAAGGGCCUUAGUGUUCCUUAUGAAAUUCAGGUGAGGGUAACAAGCUAUGGGGCCCAUUGCUCUCCUGCUCUCCUUGUGUAAUGAUGUGUGAACAUAAUGAAAACAGGAGAAGUGUAAAGUUUGUGUUUGUUUUAGUGUUGUUUUUGGUCACUUCAGGGCCUGAUGUUGGCACCCAGAAUGAGAUGCACAUGGAGAGAAAGCUGGAGGGAAGUGACAGCUGAGAUAAUUGUAAAAUAAAAAUGUCCGGCCAGCGGUGGGCCCUUGUUUGCAAAUGAUUUACUUGACAACAGGCAAUUUCUCUCACACUCACUCUCCCUCCUCAUGCUCUCUUGCUCUCUCCCUUCUCCUUCUCUCCAUAUCCCUCCCUCUCUCUCCCUCUGAUAGAUGGUAGCUCUGUUCGCAUGCUUGUUAUUGGCCUGAGUUCCAGGGCUCAGGCGCUAGGCUUUGUUUAUGAGAGGAGCCUGCUCUGAUUCCAUGAUAAAGCCAGAUGUUCCCUUACAAGGCCUCCAGCCUCCUUGAUCUGGCACUCAUGUCCAUAUCAGGUAUAGUCUUCCUGUUGUACUCAAGCCUCCCAGGCUCAACACUAGCUGCUGUCUGGCCUUUAAUUGGGCGCCUCAACGCUGGUCCCGAACACAACUGCAUACGAAGGACACUAAGGGAAGUGUUUAUACUUCAAUACAACAGAGCCUUUUUAAUAUACAACGUGUCAAUUAUACCCACUAUGUAUACUGUACAGUGUAAAAAAGCCCUGUGUGUGAGUGCAGAGUUAUAGGAUUAACAGGGUAUUUUCCAAAAGAACGUAAGCAGAUAUGUGAGGGAACCUGAAAAUGGUGCCCCACUUUCAUUCAUGUGUCUAAGUGCCUAACUAGUGUGUAAAUACCUGUGUUGGAUGCCGUGUGAGGGGUGUGCCCUACUUUUCCCUGAUCCAUCUUCUAGAUCAUUGUGAUGAUCAUUUAGGUAUGUUUUUAAAUGGCAUAUCAUGGAAAUGUCAAAAUACACUACAAGCUUCGUCUCUGAGUGUGUAAGGGCCACAGUCUUAAUGUACUCCAUGAAUACACCAGGCUGAAGUCAGCCAACAGUAGGACUUUCUCUUGGUUUGUACAGUAGGCCAGGUUUCUGGAUGUAACGCCACCCCUAUGAGCUGUGAAGAGUACAAGCCGUCUCAUCCUCUCCCCAUCGUUCACAGUGUAAUUACAGUAGACAUGCCAGCCUGUAGGGAGGGACUGUUUACUGUCUGUCCUCUCUAAAAGUUACUUCCACAAAACACUAGUAGGCCCAGGCUACAUUUUGACUUGGACAUGUAGUGAGCUUGGAAUUUCAGGACAAAAAGAGUUAGCAUUGUUGUUUUAUAGUUCCUGUGUGUAAACGUUUAAAAAUGCCAAAAGAUGUGCUGAAAAUAUUGUCAGUGAACAUGUUCUUCCACACAGUUAGAUCACCAAGAGAAAGGGGGUACUGUAAACAGAACUUCUGGCCAAUGAUCAAUCCAGGGUUGAUGUUUCUACUGGACUGGGAUGUUGAAAGGGGAAUGGAAACAGUCGAGCCACUCAGGAGAGGACCUGCAAAGUUAUUUCACGUCCAUAAAUUAUCUGUUCAUAAAUUUCAGGUGAUAUAUAAAAGCUGGCGGGCUGUCGCACAUAUCGUACAUUUCGUGCGUCACUGGGUCAACAUUCUCUUUCAGAAUUGCUUGUGUUAAAAGUAGAUCAACUCGGGAUCUUUUUAUGAACACACAGAUCAGCAAAUCAAAGUAAAGCAAAAAAUUGUGCUUAUGAUUGAGAAGGACUAUUCAAGGUAUUUAUGCUGCCAGGGCACCCUGCCAAGACUCUCCACAGAUCAUGGAUCCCUAUUUGUUCUAAAGCCCACCGGCCGGUGCAUUGCUGAGGUCCAGGUCAAGAGGGAAUGUUAAGCAAAGAUAAAACUUAAUCUGCACGAAACACAGCACACCGCCUACAACUAUUUAUAGGACGUUGAUUUACUAGGGGGUCGCCAAUAACCUUUGGAUCAAACUCCUCUCGCUGAGAUUAAAUCCCUUUUACUGGGAAUAUGCAUUGUGUUUUUAUGUUUUUUAUCUAAGGGCUAUAAAUUGUAUUAUCAGGCCUAUCUUUUCGAAAUUGUGCUGUUUGUGUUAUUUGCUUGUUCAUAACUAUAUAAAUGGAACCUCCACAUUUUGCCCGGGGUUCUGUUUUGGAUAUUUCAUGAAAUUGAAAACACAUUUUUCCUUGUUGUGUUUUUCUAAUUCUUCCACAUCAUCGCUCAUUGAUUGGCUCUCUGAUCAUGUACCAUGGUUGUAGCUAAUCUAUUAAUCUACUACGAUAUAGGCCUAAUUUCUGAAACUCUUCAAAUCUGUGUGCUAUCCCUAGUCAAAAAAUCCUAAAGUGAUUUUUCCAAUAGAAUUCUAUAGGAUUAAUGAUUUUUCCUAUAGAAUCCUAUAGGAUUCACGUAUAAUUUAUGAUAUGCUAAAUGAUUUCACCAUUUGUUGAUAAUGACAUCUGAAAAUACUCUGGAUACAUUCAGUAACAUGAUAAGAAUAUUCCUGGAAAAUGUGGGGCAGGUGCAACAUAAGAAAAAAAAAUGACAAGGGUUUGAGAGAGAGGACUAACUAGUGUCUCCAAGUGGCCACACAUCUCCCCAAAGUGUGCACACUUCCUACGUCAUUUCAAUGCACUUUUAUCACUCAAAGAAGAGUCUUCACCUAUAAAGUGCUUUUUUUUUUGGCUCUCCUAGCUGUGCCGUUGAGGAACUAGAGCAAGCACACUGGUAGGAACACAACCCUGUAUCCACGCCAUCACACAAUUACUGUUGUUGUUCACGCAAUCCAAAAACGGCCCAUUAUAAAUCGCAAUCUGGGUCAGGUGGGGCAUCAUUUGAAAGCUUGUUCUAUUGCCAACAUGACUAGCUAAAUUCUAAAAUACAAUCUUACAGUGUUAGGCUUUCACAAGGCAAUUUAGAGAAACAGAUCGUAAUUUUGGUGUGUAUAGAAAGGAGCCAUGAGUUCAUUCAGGUGCGUGUUCUGCAGCAAAUGUUCUUCACAAUAAACAAGCAGGCUCAUUCUGUUCAGAACAAUCCAGGGUACGACGCCAUGUCAUACUUUUACAUCAAACAUAGUGAUCAUAAACGUUGACACUGUAUAUGACAUGAGUUUUAUGAUAUGGAAAUGUGAAGUGCACAUUUGGACUCACGGGUGUAUGGCUUGCUUGUAUGACAUCAAAGCGGUAUUUAUUAUAAUCCUCAAUGUCACCUCUUUCAAAAUACAAUUAGCUAAAGUUGCCCAAUUAGCGGGAGGGAUGGGGGUGCUCAAGUUCAGAACGUCUGUCAGUCAAAACCCAUACAGAGCUGUGAAGCAGACGUAAUUUAUAGGAUGUUACUGUGCAGCCACUGCGUUCCAAUUUAGGCGCUUAUCAGUGCCCAAAUCUGCCAUUUUCAACCCGUACAGUGGGGGAAAAAAGUAUUUAGUCAGCCACCAAUUGUGCAAGUUCUCCCACUUAAAAAGAUGAGAGAGGCCUGUAAUUUUCAUCAUAGGUACACGUCAACUAUGACAGACAAAUUGAGAGAAAAAAAUUCAAGAAAAUCACAUUGUAGGAUUUUUUAUGAAUUUAUUUGCAAAUUAUGGUGGAAAAUAAGUAUUUGGUCACCUACAAACAAGCAAGAUUUCUGGCUCUCACAGACCUGUAACUUCUUCUUUAAGAGGCUCCUCUGUCCUCCACUCGUUACCUGUAUUAAUGGCACCUGUUUGAACUUGUUAUCAGAAUAAAAGACACCUGUCCACAACCUCAAACAGUCACACUCCAAACUCCACUAUGGCCAAGACCAAAGAGCUGUCAAAGGACACCAGAAACAAAAUUGUAGACCUGCACCAGGCUGGGAAGACUGAAUCUGCAAUAGGUAAGCAGCUUGGUUUGAAGAAAUCAACUGUGGGAGCAUUUAUUAGGAAAUGGAAGACAUACAAGACCACUGAUAAUCUCCCUCGAUCUGGGGCUCCACGCAAGAUCUCACCCCGUGGGGUCAAAAUGAUCACAAGAACGGUGAGCAAAAAUCCCAGAACCACAUGGGGGGACCUAGUGAAUGACCUGCAGAGAGCUGGGACCAAUGUAACAAAGCCUACCAUCAGUAACACACUACGCCGCCAGGGACUCAAAUCCUGCAGUGCAAGACGUGUCCCCCUGCUUAAGCCAGUACAUGUCCAGGCCCGUCUGAAGUUUGCUAGAGUGCAUUUGGAUGAUCCAGAAGAGGAUUGGGAGAAUGUCAUAUGGUCAGAUGAAACCAAAAUAUAACUUUUUGGUAAAAACUCAACUCGUCGUGUUUGGAGGACAAAGAAUGCUGAGUUGCAUCCAAAGAACACCAUACCUACUGUGAAGCAUGGGGGUGGAAACGUCAUGCUUUGGGGCUGUUUUUCUGCAAAGGGACCAGGACGACUGAUCCGUGUAAAGGAAAGAAUGAAUGGGGCCAUGUAUCGUGAGAUUUUGAGUGAAAACCUCCUUCCAUCAGCAAGGGCAUUGAAGAUGAAACGUGGCUGGGUCUUUCAGCAUGACAAUGAUCCCAAACACACCGCCCGGGCAACGAAGGAGUGGCUUCGUAAGAAGCAUUUCAAGGUCCUGGAGUGGCCUAACCAGUCUCCAGAUCUCAACCCCAUAGAAAAUCUUUGGAGGGAGUUGAAAGUCUGUGUUGCCCAGCGACAGCCCCAAAACAUCACUGCUCUAGAGGAGAUCUGCAUGGAGGAAUGGGCCAAAAUACCAGCAACAGUGUGUGAAAACCUUGUGAAGACUUACAGAAAACGUUUGACCUGUGUCAUUGCCAACAAAGGGUAUAUAACAAAGUAUUGAGAAACUUUUGUUAUUGACCAAAUACUUAUUUUCCACCAUAAUUUGCAAAUAAAUUCAUUAAAAAUCCUACAAUGUGAUUUUCUGGAUAUUUUUUUCUCAAUUUGUCUGUCAUAGUUGACGUGUACCUAUGAUGAAAAUUACAGGCCUCUCUCAUCUUUUUAAGUGGGAGAACUUGCACAAUUGGUGGCUGACUAAAUACUUAUUUUCCCCACUGUAUAUGGGUACGAGUGUAAAGGGCUACAGUGAAGACUUGGAUGCCAGCAGUGUGUUAGUGGUGCUUUUGGGCAGAGCUGUGGCCUUGGCUUUGGCUUGGUGAGUAAAGGGAAUAGCCUAUAUCCCACUCCUGUCCUGUGUGUGACAGCUGGACACUGCCAGUCACACAACUCCUAGAGCUCCUCGGCUUUCCAGGAAAGUCCCAUCUGGAAUGAUCACCUUGUCUCCUGCAAAUCGUUUUUGAUGUUGUAAAAAGGUGGAUGUUCCAAGGGAGCUUAUCUGACAGAUAUUCCAUCAGGCAUUUUAUAUCCAGAAAUAUAUCAGAAAACAUGACAAACUUUCUCUGAAAAGCAUGAACUUUCUCUGAAACAGACCAUUUCAAACCAUAAUAGUUUUAGAUCCACAUUUCUCAGAUUUGCUUUUUAAGCAACUUUGGGAACAAAGUGGUCCAAUCCGGUAUGUGUUCUUUGUCUAAGCUGAGCUGUGGGGGCUGUACGUCUGAGAGUUAUGGUAGUAAGCACAGCAGAACUGUAAUGGGCCAUUUGAGACUGAAACAUGCCAUUGUGGGAAAAAGUUCAUCAUUGACGUAAUAUGGUUGACCUUACUCAGAUUGUGGCAUUUUUGUUGUUCCUGCAAAACACGUGUUUGUCAUUAUGCAAGCUCCGCUCUGUCUGGCCUGCAGCCAGGAGCAAAACCUAAACUAUGAGAAGCAGGGCUGACGGUUGAGCUGAGAUUUUCUCCUCUAAGUAAGCUCCACAUUCCUGUUUCAACAUAAUACCACCUGUCAGUCACCUCAUCAGCUCCUUUUUGCCUAAAGUCUGUCCUACACACGUACAUUCAUAACAUCUGAAGUAGGCUUGUCCCAUAUUGAUUUAUUUACCUCUCUCUGCUCUGUAAAUAGUUUCACUGUCUUUUUCUGUUAUUUUCGAAUCCUAAACAAACUAAACCAGGUUGAUGGUCCUUCCCCCUCUAAAACAACAGCCCUCUAGUCUUAUUGUGGUAGAGACAUAUGAGAGGGCAGAGAGACUGCAGGUAGUGAGGUAGAGAGCCACCUCCAGCUGCAUCUCCCCUAGCUGGGUAAAGCCCUGUGUGUUCAGUAGGGGCUUGUUAACAGAGCCUUGGAAGAAAGAAAAUACUUACUAAUAGGGGAAGGGAAGUAAAACAUCACCAGGAGAAGAAGGCUUCAGAGCUGGGGCUUCACAGCAGAACAGAGCAACAGCACAACACUUUCACUUUAGAUUUACUGCUUGACUGGAUUGUUUCUCUCGCCAGGCGCCACAAACACUCGCUGGGCGUCCUGUCCCGGAGCCAGGCCCUGGAGGAGCAGGCCUCUGGUGACCUGCCCCUGUUCCACAGCCCUCAAAACUCUGGAUAGGCAGGGGCUGGAGCAGUGGCCUGGGCAGGGUCAGGCCCUGGGGGAGCUCAACGUGGGAGUCUCUCUCUGUGGUUCAUUAAUGGCUGUGGUGUGGGGGCUGGGUAGUAGUUUGGGGGGAGAGGGAGAGGGGUGGUAGUGGUUAGGCUCCAGCGGGGGGAGACCUGGCCUUCACCAGGCCUGCGUCAUCAGCAUCUAUCUGGGCUGCAGGCAGGUGGCCCCGGGCAAGAGAGCUGUAAAUCGCUGAGCUGCAGCAGCUGGUCACGCUUCUGGACCGGAUACAGACAGGCUUUUCGGUGCCCCCAAAUGCGCAUGCACACACACACGACUGACUCCAAUUGAAUCCAUGUUGCUGUGUGUUCAUGUACAGGUAGAAUUUGGUGGCAUUUGUAUUUUUGUCAGGUUUAUAAUUUUUUGGGCCUAGAGAAAACCCAUUGUGAAUUGUUUGUAGUUGUUCUCCUGUUCUCUGUGUGUCUAUGCUGUACCAAGACAGUGGAGAGGAGAGGAGAGGCGAGGCAGCUAAGGAGCAAGAUAUGCGCAGAGGCAGAGGGAGGGCAGCCAAGACUGGGCGUGUCUGUCGUGACACGCGGACGCCCGCAUCCACAAUGGGUCCUGUCUGGGUUGACCGAGUCUCGAGACGGGACGCCGAGCCCAGUCUCUCCCUCCCAGUCGCUCUCCGUGUCCAUGUCCGACUCCCCGUCCAAGCUCCAUCCCAGUCCCUGUACCCAUCCCAUUCCCCGUUGCAGUCUCCGUCACCGUCUCCCAGUCCCCAUCCCCCGUUGAAGUGCUGGGAUCAGCUCCUGGCUCUGGCUUCCAUCUACUUUUCAGGAAUUCCAUGUUGCAUGACUGUAUUUCUUUCCUUGGUGGUUUGUCUCUGGUCUGGUCUCUUGUGUUUCCCUGUGAGGGGCCACAGCUGGCCAUCACAUCCAGACACAGAGCCAGGAAAUAGGGGAGAUCCCUCCCCUCCAAAAGUAAAGUUGCCUUAAGUAGCCUUGUCCGAGCCAGAACAGCCCAUAGGGCAGGAGCAUAUCCCCUGUUUAUGUAGCUUGGGACAGCUUGAUGUACAAGUACAACGCCUAGACAGGACACCAGUCUUUUGCAGGGUCAACAGUAUGUGUUGUCUGGCUGUAUUUGGUUGUUUUGAUGCCCUCAUUGCUCUGGUGGUGGUGGUGGUGUUUGGUUUGGUGUCCUGGAUCUCUCUGUCCUCCAUGUCCUGCUGCAGGAGGAGGAUUUAGCUGCUAGCUCAUCUAGAGAUGGUUGAACCCUUGAAACUUUUCAGAGAAAUAGGGUCCUCAACUAUCUUACAGACAAGCUCACACACACACACACACACACACACCCACCUAUUGCCCUCAACUCUAUUCAUUUUGGGUUGAUGAAAUGGACAGUGCAUUGUUCAACUUGAGUAUAAUCUGAUGAAGUGGACUUUGCUGACAGAUUUUCCUAAGCGAUCCUGUGACAUACAGACGUAAUCACAAAGAGACCUUGUGAUAAAAGGCUUUUGUUGUCCAGCCAAAUAAAGACAUCUCAGCAUAACAGUGGAUUUGAAGGAAAUAACAACCCUAGGCUAUAUGCGCAUUACCCUCAAAAUUGUAAUGGUAUCUUUAGACAUAAACUCUGCAAAAAAAGAAACGUCCCUUUUUCAGGACCCUGUCUUUCAAAGAUAAUUCGUAAAAAUCCAAAUAACUUCACAGAUCUUCAUUGUAAAGGGUUUAAACACUAUUUCCCAUGCUUGUUCAAUGAACCAUAAACAAUUAAUGAACAUGCACCUGCGGAACAGUCGUUAAGUCACUAACAGCUUACAGACGGUAGGCAAUUAAGGUCACAGUUAUGAAAACUUAGGAUACUAAAGAGGCCUUUCUACUGACUCUGAAAAACACCAAAAAGAAAGAUGCCCAGGGUCCCUGCUCAUCUGCGUGAACGUGCCUUAGGCAUGCUGCAAGGAGGCAUGAGGACUGCAGAUGUGGCCAGGGCAAUAAAUUGCAAUGUCCAUACUGUGAGACGCCUACGACAGCGCUACACAGAGACAGGACGGACCUGCACAGGAUCGGUACAUCCGAACAUCACACCUGCGGGACAGGUACAGGAUGGCAACAACAACUGCCCGAGUUACACCAGGAACGCACAGUCCCUCCAUCAGUGCUCAGACUGUCCGCAAUAGGCUGAGAGAGGCUGGACUGAGGGCUUGUAGGCCUGUUGUAAGGCAGGUCCUCACCAGACAUCACCGGCAACAACGUCGCCUAUGGGCACAAACCCACCGUCGCUGGACCAGACAGGACUGGCAAAAAGUGCUCUUCACUGACGAGUCACGGUUUUGUCUCACCGGGGGUGAUGGUCAGAUUUGCAUUUAUCGUCGAAGGAAUGAGUGUACUCUGGAGCGGGAUCGAUUUGGAGGUGGAGGGUCCGUCACGGUCUGGGGUGGUGUGUCACAGCAUCAUCGGACUGAGCUUGUUGUCAUUGCAGGCAAUCUCAACGCUGUGCGUUACAGGGAAGACAUCCUCCUCCCUCAUGUGGUACCCCUCCUACAGGCUCAUCCUGACAUGACCCUCCAGCAUGACAAUGCCACCAGCCAUACUGCUCGUUCUGUGCGUGAUUUCCUGCAAGACAGGAAUGUCAGCUUUCUGCCAUGGCCAGCGAAGAGCCCGGAUCUCAAUCCCAUUGAGCACGUCUGGGACCUGUUGGAUUGGAGGGUGAGGGCUAGGGCCAUUCCCCCCAGAAAUGUCUGGGAACUUGCAGGUGCCUUGGUGGAAGAGUGGGGUAACAUCUCACAGCAAGAACUGGCAGAUCUGAUACAGUCCAUGAGGAGGAGAUGCACUGCAGUACUUAAUGCAGCUGGUGGCCACACCAGAUUCUGAUUGUUACUUUUGAUUUUGACCCCCCCUUUGUUCAGGGACACAUUAUUCAAUUUCUGUUAGUCACAUGUCUGUGGAACUUGUUCAGUUUAUGUCUCAGUUGUUGUAUCUUGUUAUGUCAUACAAAUAUUUACACAUGUUAAGUUUGCUGAAAAUAAACGCAGUUGACAGUGAGAGGACGUUUCUUUUUUUGCUGGGUUUAUUUCAUAUUGUAAGAAUGCAGGUUAAUAUGAUAAUAUUAUGAGAGAGAGGAGCCAUGGGGGGACUGACUGCUGGGUGUUGGUCUGGGUUAUCACAGUGCAGCCCCAGAUCAACACCUGAGAGGAGAAGUGGUAGACGGGUGUGAAAAGCCAAGGAUGACGCUGUCCUCCAACCCCAUUCCCCACUCCCAAGAAUUUUCCAUGGUCCUGCCAGGUCGCCCUGGCGACACGGCUGAGGCUGACACCCCCGGCUGGUCCCCUGCUCCCUCCUCACUGCACCAGUCAGUCAGUCAGUCCCCCUGCCAAGGCUUUGGAUUACAAUCCAGGCCAUCCGUACCAGGGAGGUAGAAUAGAGCAGCAGAGACUGACUGCAGGCAGGCUACAGUGAUCUACUUAGCUAAGGACAGCUCCUUUCACAGCGAUGCAGACUAAAGUAUAGAACCACCCUAUGGAUAUAUUUGUUCUUGUGUCUCCUUGUGCCAUUUAGGCUACUCAGUGUCUUUUAUCUUUGUAUGAUGUUUAUGUGUGUGUGUGUGUGUCGGUGUGGUGCGCUGUGUGUGUGCGCUCUCUCUGUAGAUGUGUAUUUCUGUGUGUAAUGGGCAUAUUUCUCCCAUAUGCGUCUUUGUCUGGGACUCUAAGAACCCUGUCCUCAUUAUCUGUGUGUGCAUCUAAAGAGGGCUGCUGACGCGCUGUGUGUCGCUACCAGCUGACGUCAGCACUGACCUGCUCCUCUCCAUACAAAUCCCCAGCUGCCUGUGUCCCCCUUUUCUCAGUCCCCCUCUUUUAGACAUAUUUUCCAGACAUCCUUUUCCAGACGUUGACGUCAGGUGCAUUUUAGGUGCUGAAUGAAAGGUGAAAAUACUUAUUUUCUGGACGUCAAAAAUACGUAUUUUCCGGACAUUGAAAAUAGAUAAUUUACAGACGUUAAAAAUAAGUCUUUCAAACAAAUGUUAACUGCACAUACAUUCUCAAUGAAGUAAGCAUUAUAUUUUUACAUUUUAGUCAUUUUAGCAGAUGCUCUUAUCCAGAGCGACUUACAGUUAGUGAGUGCAUACAUUUUUCAUACUGGCUCCCAGUGGGAAUCGAACCCACAACCCUGGCGUUGCAAGCACCAUGCUCUACCAACUGAGCUACAGGAGGCCACAAUAAUCAUUCUUCAAGCCUCUUGAUAUAGGAAAGUGGAGCCAACUGAAGAUUGCAACAGAAUAUUUAUUAUUGCGCCCAUCUGUCACAUGCACUGAUGGUAGCUUUUUCAAAAGCUUUAAAACUGGCAGCAAUGAUGUUCAAAGUAAUUCAACCUACAGAAUAAACCAACAGACCACUUCAAUUACAAUAACAUUAUCAGUAAUGGUUCCAAUGUUUGUUGUUGUUGCUAUGACUGUGAUAUUAUCUUGUUUAUCUACCUUAGUUGAAUGCAUUGACUGUAAGAAGCUCUGGAUAAGAGCAUCUGCUGAAUGACAAAAAUGUAAAUGUUAAAAUAAACACUUGCAAAGCAUGCUGGGUAUUAUUCUAAUGAGCUUCACCCCUAAACAAGUACAAAUUUGGUCGGUGCUGACUAGAUCCCAAUCUGAACGUAUCAUAGACGUCUAGGCUAUGUUUCACAAGUUUGAACAUUACAGUACAGUAUGGUACAGUAGAGCACAGCAGAGUACGGUAUGUUAUGUACAGGACAGUAGUUUAAUUGAGUAGAGUACAGUACAGUAAAGUUUAGUUCAGUAGAGUACAUUAGAGUAAAGUAGGGUACAAUACAGUACACUAUACUUUUCUUUACUGUACUCUACUAUGCUCUACUGUAUUGUAGUGUACUGUACUGUACUGUACUAUACUCUACUUUUCUUUACUGUAUUGUGUACUGUACUCUGGUGUGCUCUACUGUGCUGUCCACAUUUGUGAAAUAGGAUUGGUUCAGAUUUGGUCCGCUCCGGAAUCUGAACCAAUCCUAUUUCACAAAUGUGGACAGCACAGUAGAGCACACCAGAGUACAGUACAAUUAUAGACGUCGAUGUUUGGACCAAAUCAAGGCAGGUCCGGACCAGACCAAAUCUGAACCAAACAUAAACGUCUACUGUACUGGGCUGUCCAAACUUGUGAAACAUAGAUGUCUAUGAUUGGUUACGAUUUGGUCCGGACCAGACCAAAUCUGAACCAGUUAUAGGCUUCUAUGUUUGGGCCAAAUCAAGGCCGGACCAAAACAAAUCUGAACCAGUUAUAGAUAUUUCUACAGUAUGUUUGGGCCAAAUAUAGGCUGGUCUGGACUGGACGUCUGUGGACGUUGAAAUCAAGGCCGGUCCAGACCGGACAAAAUCUGAACAUAGGCGUGCGUCUACUGUGCUGUGCUGCACUGUGCCAUCCAAACUUGUGAAACAUAGAUGUCUAUGAUUGGUUCAGAUUUGGUCCGGUCUGGACCGGCCUUGAUUUCAACGCCCGGACGGCACCAAAAAAAGACGGCCGGUCCAGACAGGCCCAAAAAAAGACAUUCAAAUGAAGUCGCCGUCGGUAAAUGCUUAGUGGGAAGCAUCUUCCUCAUACACACAAACAUACACAUCAGUGAAUGCCAUGUUUUUUGGUGCUAGGUCUGUAUAGCUAAAUGGUCUAUGGCAGGGAUCAUCAACUACAAUUUUUUUGUUCCAGGGGACGGAACAUAUUUACAAAUAAUUUGUAGACUGCAAAUUGACAGCAAGAAGCCCAAACAGAUAUAUUUGACUAAAACAUAAUAAUUUCAAACCUUCCUUACAUUUGUAUACGAUCACAUACACUACAUGACCAAAAGUAUGUGGACACAUGCUCAUUGAACAUCUCGUUCCAAAAUCAUGGGCAUUAAUAUGGAGUUGGUCCCCCCUUUGCUGCUAUACCAGCCUCCACUCUUCUGGGAAGGCUUUCCACUAGAUGUUGGAACAUUGCUGCGGGGGCUUGCUUCCAUUCAGCCACAAGAGCAUAAGUGAGGUCGGGCACUGAUGUUUGGCGAUUAGGCCUGGCUCACAGUCGGCGUUCCAAUUCAUCCCAAAGGUGUUCGAUAGGGUUGAGGUCAGGGCUCUGUGCAGGUCAGUCAAGUUCUUCCACACUGAUCGUGACAAACCAUUUCUGUAUGGACCUCGCUUUGUGCACGGGGGCAUUGUCAUGCUGAAACAGGAAAUGGCCUUCCCCAAACUGAUGCCGCAAGGUUGGAAGCACAGAAUCAUCUAGAAUGUCAUUGUAUGCUGUAGCGUUAAGAUGUUCCUUCACUCGAACUAAGGGGCCUAGCCCGAACCAUGAAAAACAGCCCCAGACCAUUAUUCUUCCUCCACCAAACUUUACAGUUGGCACUAUGCAUUGGGCAGGUAGCGUUAUCCUGGCAUCCACCAAAACCAGAUUGGUCCGUCGGACUGCCAGAUGGUGUAGCGUGAUUCAUCACUCCAAAUAAUGCGUUUCCACUGCUCCAGAGUUCAUUGGCGGCGAGCUUUACACCACUCCAGCCGACGCUUGGCAUUGCACAUGGUGAUCUUAGGCUUGUGAACGACUGCUCGGCCAUGGAAACCCAUUUCAUGAAGCUCCAGACGAACAGUUAUGGUGCUGACGUUGCUUCCAGAGGCAGUUUGGAAUUCGGUAGUGAGUGUUGCAACAGAGGACAGAUGAUCUGCAGUCCCGUUCUGUGAGCUUGUGUGGCCUAUCACUUCCCGGCUGAGCCGUUGUUGCUCCUAGACGUUUCCACUUCACAAUAACAGCACUUACAGUUGACAGGGAUGGCAGGAUACAGAAGGUGUAAACGAUACAGUGAAAUGGUUAAAAACAGAAAAUAGCAAUAUCAAAAACAGAAAGUGUCCAGAUAAAAAUAUUGUAUAAAUAUUUUAUAAUUAUUAGAUGACGCUUACCCAAACGCACUUGUCUAAAUUGAUGGGGCAUGUGAAAUAAAUGCUAUAACCACCCCCCAGCCACAUCUAGUAGAUGGGCCACUAUUGUCUAGACAUGAUUUCUGAUUCGAAUAAUAUUACUACACAGAUCAUUCACGUAACGUUAGCUAGUGAGCCAGCAAGUUAACGUUCGCUAGCUAGCUAACAGUAGUCUUUAACUUGCAAUGAAAACAACUUUCUGACAAAAUGUGAAACGUACAAUAUCUGAAAAUGUAGCUAGACUCUUACCCGUAUACAUGGAUGAACGCUUCACGGCAGACUGGUACCAUUUAACUCCGUUUUGUUUGUAGCUACAUCUUGUUUGGCCAGCGUUGUGUCUUGUCACUCCGGUUCACACUGACCUUGGCAUGUGCAGAAAGUAGCCCAUCACAACUUUUUCCAACUGAUCUGUCGAUAGCGCCUGCUAAAUUCAGGCCAUCAAUAUUGUUGAGAAAAGUAGCAUAACUUUUGUAGUUCUCGAUUGCUAACGUUAUAGCUUUCAAAAACGCUGUGGUAGAAAGGACUAUCAAGCACAUACUGAGCAGCUCACGUUAUAGACAGAAGCAUGCUACAUGUCAGACCAAUCCAAACUAUCUCCCGGCAUGUCCAGUCCAUCCAUUUUCUCAGUCAAUCAUGGCUAGCGGGAAGGAUCCUGUCUUUUUCCGUGGCUAAAUGAAAAUUCACAAAAUAAUAAGGUUUGUUUGUUGUAUUUUUGCUCAGAAAACUUGGGGGACAAAUAAAACCACGCGGGCCGCCAGUUGGGGAACCCUGGUCUAUGGUGUGGCAAGCCGUCCGUCUAGAUGCCAGGUUUGGUUGUGGGGAUGUGGCUGACUGUGGUGGUGUUAUUGACGGUUAAGGCCAGGCAGCCAUCAGUCAUCAAAGGAGAUGGCUGGUGUUGCAGCAGGACCAGGGUGUGUAAUAGGGAGUUGUUUUGGUGUGCCUCCCUGCCUGGCUCCCUGGCUGGCUGGCCCUGGUUGGUGGGUGGGGUGGAGCGGGCUGAGGGCUGUAGCGUGUCAGUGUGGAGUUAUUCGGCUCCCUGCCAUAACCCAGGGCUAGGGGCAGGCAGGUGAGAAACGCACAUACUGACACUUUCCCCUCUCCCAGCCACUCACAGCACAAAGCUUGCUCCUCACAAAUACCUCAACCACCUCACACCAAGACCAAGAACCAAAACACCUAACAAAAGUCUCCUCAAUCAAUGAACUAUUUGAGAUUUGAAAACUUUUUUAUUACACUGAACAAAAAUAUAAACGCAACAUGCAAAGUGUUGGUCCCAUGUUUCAUGAGCUGAAAUAAAAGAUCUCAUAAAUGUUUCAUACUCAAAUUUUGUGCACAAAUUUGUUAGUGAGCAUUUCUGCUUUGCCAAGAUAAUCCAUCCACCUGACAGGUGUGGCAUAUCAAGAAGCUGAUUAAACAGCAUGAUCAUUACACAGGUGCACCUUGUGCUGGGGACAAUAAAAGUCCACUCUAAAAUGUGCAGUUUUGUCACACAACACAACGCCACAGAUGUCUUAAGUUUUGAGGGAGUGUGCAAUUGGAAUUUAAUGUUCCUUUCUCUACCAACUUCGUUUUAGAGAAUUUGGCAGUACGUCCAACUGGCCUCACAACCACAGACCACGUGUAACCACGCCAGCCUAGGACCUCCACAUCCGGCUUAUUCACCUGCGGUAUCAUCUGAGACUAGCCUCCCAGACAGCUGAUGAAAUUGUGGGUUUGCACAACCAAAGAAUUUCUGCGCAACUGUCAGAAACCGUCUCAGGGAAGCUUAUCUGUGUGCUCAUCGUCCUCACCAGGGUCUUGACCUGACUGCAUUUCGGCGUUGUAACCGACUUCAGUGGGCAAAUGCUCACCUUCGAUGGCCACUGGCACGCUGGAGAAGUGUGCUCUUCACGGAUGAAUCCCGAUUUUAACUACCGGGCAGAUGGCAGUGGCAUGGGCAAGUUGCAGCGGAGGGUGCAGAGCUGGUGGCCGGGGUAGGGGUAGCCAGGUGGAAAGCAUGGCCAGCCAUAGCAAAAUGCUUGUUGACAUUUUCGAUUAUCGUAGAUUUAUUGGUAGUGACAGUGUUUCCUAGCCUCAGUGCAGUUGGCAGCUGGGAGGAGGUGCUCUUAUUCUCCAUGGACUUUACAGUGUCCCAAAACUUUUUGGAGUUAGUGCUACAGGAUGCAAAUUUCUGUUUGAAAAAGCUAUCCUUUGCUUUCCUAACUGAUUGUGUAUAUUGGUUCCUGACUUCCCUGAAAAGUUGCAUAUCGCGGGGGCUGUUCGAUGCUAAUGCAGUACGCCACAGGAUGUUUUUGUGCUGGUCAAGGGCAGUCAAGUCUGGGGUGAACCAGGGGCUAUAUCUGUUCUUAGUUCUGAAUUUUUUGAAUGGGGCAUGCUUAUUUAAGAUGGAGAGGAAAGCACUUUUAAAGAACAACCAGGCAUCCUCUACUGACGGAAUGGGGUCAAUAUCCAUCCAGGAUACCCGGGCUAGGUCAAUUAGAAAGGCCUGCUCGCUGAAGUGUUUUAGGGAGCGUUUGACAGUGAUGAGGGGUGGUCCUGGUUGAAGACAGCGGAGGUGUAUUUAGAGGGUAAAUUAGUCAGGAUGAUAUCUAUGAGGGUGCCCAUGUUAACGGAUUUAGGGUUGUACCUGGUAGGUUCCUUGAUAAUUUGUGUGAGAUUGAGGGCAUCUAGUUUAGAUUGUAGGACGGCCAGGGUGUUAAACAUAUCCCAGUUUAGGUCACCAAGCAAUACGAACUCUGAGGAUAGAUGGGGGGCAAUCAAUUCACAAAUGGUGUCCAGGGUACAGCUGGGGGCUGAGGGGGGUCUGUAGCAAGCGGCAACAGUGAGAGACUUAUUUCUGGAAAGGUGGAUUUUUAGAAGUAGAAGCUCAAACUGUUUGGGCACAGACCUGGAUAGUAGGAUAGAGCUCUGCAGGCUAUCUCUACAGUAGAUUGCAACUCUGCCCCCUUUGGCAGUUCUAUCUAGACGGAAAAUGUUGUAGUUGGGAAUGAACAUUUCUGAAUCUUUGGUGGCCUUCCUAAGCCAGGAUUCAGACACUGAUAGAACAUCAGGGUUGGUGGAGUGUGCUAACGGAGUGAAUAACUCAAAUUUAGGGAGGAGGCUUCUGAUGUUAACAUGCAAGAAGCCAAGGCUUUUGCGGUUACAGAAGUCAACAAAUGAUAGCGCCUGGGGAGUAGGAGUCAUACUGGGGGCUACAGGGCCUGGGUUAACAUCUACAUCACCAGAGGAACAGAGGAGGAAACGAAUAAGGAUACGGCUAAAGGCUUUAAGAACUGGUCUUCUAGUGCGUUGGGUACAGAGAAUAAAAGGGGAAGAUUUCCGGGCGUUGUAGAAUAGAUUCAGGGCAUUAUGUACAGACAAGGAUAUGGAAGGAUAUGAGUACAGUGGAGGUAAACCUAAGCGUUGGGUAACGAUGAAAGAGAUAGCAUCACUGGAGGCACCGAUUGAGCCAGUCUCUGCGUGUGUGGGGGGUGGGACAAAGGAGCUAUCUGAGGCAGGUUGAGCGGGACUGGGGGCUCUACAGUGAAAAAGUACAGUAAGAACUAACCGAAACAGCAAUAGACAAGGCAUAUUGACAUGGGAGAAAGGCAUAAAGCAAUCACAGGUGUUAUUCGAGAGAGCAAGACAACAGCUGGUAAUGGUGUUGAAAGUUUGAGCUGAGGCUAAACAGAUAAACAGGAUGAGGUACCGUAUAAAGGAACAGUCCAGCAGGCAUCAGCUGUGUAGCUGAGUGAUCAUAAGGUCCAGUGAACAGCAAUAGGUGAGUCCGGGAGCAGUUCAGUGGCUGCUACGGCACAGGCGAACAGGAGGCACGGCUGUUGAUUGCGUGUGCUAGCGCGUCGGGGCUAGCAGAUGGAUCUUCGUGGUCGUCGCAAUGGGAAGCCUGUUGAAACCACAUCAGACGAUUACGUCGGCAGACCAGUCGUGAUGGAUCGGCGGGGCUCCGUGUCAACACUAGGAGGUCCCGUCCGGUUGACAGAGAGGUAGAUAGCCGGGAGAUGGGCCUGGCUUGAGGCUAGCUCAAGGCUAACUGGGGCUUGCUUCGGGACAGUGGUGAUUAGCCAACAACAACAACAACAGCCAUUCGGUUGCAGCUAGCUAGUUGCGAUGAUCCGGUGUUAAGGUCCAGUGAUUCAGUGAUUCCGGCAGAAAAUCCGAUAAACUCUGGCUCGAUAGCGCUAUGUGCAGACUGGCCGAUAAUUGUCCAGGCUAGAGCUGGCUGGUAGGUAGUGCAGGCCAUGGACAAUGGUGAAGACCGCUAACGGUGUCUAAUAGCAAGUAGCUAGUUAGCUGGCUAGUUUCAGUCGGAGGUUCUAGAUAAGAAGGUAUAAAGAAAUAAUAGAAUCCGUUCCACAUUGGGUGAGGCGACCUAAGCUCAUAGUAAUCCUAAUACUUUGCCAGAACUGCCGCCCGUUUGGUAAGAAGUAAUGCAUGUAUUUAUGUCUUCGUCGUCUCUGUUGGACCCAGGCCUUCAUGGGAAGGGUUGAUUGGGCCUUCUCUUUUCGGAUGGCCUUUUAGAUGUAAGGCUCAGAUGUUAGGCUCAGAUUGUCCACAAGAGGUCACAAUGUCCUUCUUCUUAGUCGUCUGUUUACUUUCACUCGUUCUGGAAGUGGUCUUCUGAGGAAGGCUAAUAUGCCGUGUCGAUGAUCCCCUGUGGGGUGAUGAGAGCAGUGUAGUAGACGAUGGUUUGAAGAGAGUAACAGGAUGGUCCCACUUAAAUUCACCUUCUUCUUAGAUACAGUACUUAGAACAGCUACUCAGCCGUAACAUUGAUUGUUAGUGGAGGCAACUUUGUCGUCGUUACCUCGUGUUGAUUUUCAGGGUCGGGACCACAAUGGACAAAAGCUGCAGCUUGAGGUCCGUCUAGUCUGAUCUGAUAAUUCUUAUCUCAGUCUUUUAUGCACUCUGGUAAAGAGGGACGUUUCCGUCAUACUGACACGCUCUCUGAGCUCCCUCGGGCGUGGCUACGAGGCAAAAGUAUUAUUAUCACUAUGAUUUUGUUAGAAAGCUAAAAUCACAUUCCUAUCUUCAUGGAAACAUUGUCUUCCUCCUUGACAUAAAUGAUGUAAACCUAAUAUACACAGUGUAAAAGCUCUUCAAGUCACAAUGUUUUUGUUAUAACACCUUUUUACAAUUUUUAAUGACGUCACAAAAUAGACAUUAAUUUUCCAUAUUCCAUUUCUCAUCAUUCCCAACAUUUAGAUGUUGAAAUAUAUUGUCCCAAUGUUCAUUGUUGGAUGUUGAAGUUUUUGGGCAGCAAAAGUCUCUGACACAAAGGACAUUCCUUUCACCAUACUAGAGGCCGGAGAGAGUCAUGACACCUACAAUUGAAGUCGGAAGUUUACAUACACUUAGGUUAGUCAUUAAAACUUGUUUUUCAACCACUCCACACAUUUCUUGUUAGCAAACCUAUAGUUUUGGCAAGUCGGUUAGGACAUCUACUUUGUGCAUGACACAAGUAAUUUUUCCAACAAUUGUUUACAGACAGAUUAUUUAACCUAUAAUUCACUGCAUCACAAUUCCAGUGGAUCAGAAGUUUACAUACACUAAGUUGACUGUGCCUUUAAACAGCUUGGAAAAUUCCAGAAAAUGAUGUCAUUCUGAUAGGCUAAUUGACAUAAUUUGAGUCAAUUGGACAUGUACCUGUGGAUGUAUUUCAAGGCCUACUUUCAAACUCAGUGCCUCUUUGCUUGACAUCAUGGGAAAAUCAAAAGAAAUCUGCCAAGACCUCAGAAAAAUAGCAAUUUCCAAACGUCCGAAUGUACCACGUUCAUCUGUACAAACAAUAGUACGCAAGUAUAAACACCAUGGGACCACUCAGCUGUCAUACCGCACAGGAAGGAGACGCGUUCUGUCUCCUAGAGAUGAAUGUACUUUGAUGCGAAAAGUGCAAAUCAAUCCCAGAACAACAGCAAAGGACCUUGUGAAGAUGCUGGAGGAAACAGGUACAAAAGUAUCUAUAUCCACAGUCCUAUAUCGACAUAACCUGAAAGGCCGCUCAGCAAGGAAGAAGCCACUGCUCCAAAACCGCCAUAAAAAAGCCAGACAACGGUUUGUAACUACACAUGGGGACAAAGAUCUUACUUUUUGGAGAAAUGUCCUCUGGUCUGAUGAAACAAAAAUAGAACUGUUUGGCCGUAAUGACCAUCGUUAUGUUUGGAGGAAAAAGGUGGAUGCUUGCAAGCCGAAGAACACAAUCCCAACCAUGAAGCACGGGGGUGGCAGCAUCAUGCUGUGGGGGUGCUUUGCUGCAGGAGUGACUGUUGCACUUCAUAAAAUAGAUGGCAUCAUGAGGAAGGAAAAUUAUGUGGAUAUAUUGAAGCAACAUCUCAAGACAUCAGUCAGGAAGUUAAAGCUUGGUCGCAAUUGGGUCUUCCAAAUGGACAAUGCAUACUUCCAAAGUUGUGGCAAAAUGGCUUAAGGACAACAAAGUCAAGGUAUUGGAGUGGCCAUCACAAAGCCCUGACCUCAAUCCUAUUGAACAUUUGUGGGCAGAACUGAAAAAGCGUGUGCGAGCAAGGAGGCCUACAAACCUGACUCAGUUAGACCAGUUCUUUCAGGAGGAAUGGGCCAAAAUUCACCCAACUUAUUGUGGGAAGCUUGUGGAAGGCUACCCAAAACGUUUGACCCAACUUAAACAAUUUAAAGGCAAUGCUACCAAAUACUAAUUGAGUGUAUGUAAACUUCUGACCCACUGGGAAUGUGAUGAAAGAAAUAAAAGCUGAAAUAAAUCAUUCUCUCUACUAUAAUUCUGAGAUUUCACAUUCUUAAAAUAAAGUGGUGAUCCUAACUGACCUAAAACAGGGAAUUUUUACGAGGAUUAAAUGUCAGGCAUUGUGAAAAACUGAGUUGAAAUGUAUUUGGCUAAGGUGUAUGUAAACUUCCGACUUCAACUGUAUAUUGUGACUAUAUCAGCCCUAUAUUGUGACUAUAUUAGGCCCUUUAUUGUGACUAUAUUAGGCCCUAUAUUAUGACUAUAUUGUGACUAUAUCAGGCCCUAUAUUGUAACUAUAUUGUGACUAUAGUAGUAGGCUCCAUUGUGACCUUCUCAUACAGAUAAGAAUGUUCCAGUAUGUUUACCUCCAUUUUAAUUUACAAGUAGAGUUGUGUUAAAAUAGGAGAGGGUGUAGCAUAGCUUGAUUUACAAUCCUCCAUAUUUGCAUUGGUACUGUUGUACACAUAGUAUUGUACCAUGUUGCAUAAACGUGUGUGUGUGUGUGUCUAUAUGUGUAGCGUACUUGGAUGUGUUCAUCCUCAUGACAAUCCUCCUCUUUCUUGUUAAGAAUAACACAUGAUGCUCUCUUUUGACCUAAAAACUGGUGAAUCAUCUGUAAUAAGGCAGGUGUGUGUGUGCGUGUGCGUGUUACGUUGUUGUUACACACCACAGUAGAUAGCUAACAGGCCUGUGUAUUUUGGCCAUUCAACUCUGCUGUUGACCCACCUUCCCCUGUCUCUGGAACUGUAUUAAAUUCACAGUAAAGUCAUGUGUGAACAGAGCUUGGCAUGUUUUGUGUGAGACUACAUGUUGAGGUGAAGAGAAACAUAGAGUGUACAGAGAGAUACGAACAGGCCGUACGUGUGUGUGUACGUAUGUGUGUACGUGUGUGUGUGUGUGUGCUCACAGAGGUGUGAACAAAGCGUCAGAGGGACACACGUGUCUGAGGAACACGCUACCUAGCUCCAGUCUGACAGCCAGGCCAGCAGCAUGUCUCGACUGCGUCAUCCACUCCACGGCAUCCUUUCUCUCUCUAUCUCUCUCUCACUCCCUCCACUCCAUGGCAGCCUCUCUCUCUCCCUCCAUCUCUGUCACUCCCUCCCUCCCUCUCUCCCGUUUCUCUCUCGUCUCUCGUCACCCUCUCCCUCCCUCCGACCCAUCUCUCGCUCUCCUCCCUCCCCCCUAUCUCUCUGUAAACAAGCAGACGUCCAACAGAUCUUUCCUCCGGCCCUCUCCCACCAUCCCGUUGCCAUGGUGUUUGGAGCAUUGUUUGCUGGCCUCUGUUGAGUUGCCAUGGCAGUGCUUAUUUGCUGUACUAAAUGUUUGGCCGCGUUGUACAGAUUCUGAUGACAAACACGGAGCAUCCCGCUCUGAUCAAUGAAACUGCCUCUGAUUGGAGCGGAAGGAACAAGGCCUCUCACAGAAGCGCAGCACAGAUACAUUUGCCAUCCAAUCUAACCUAUUUAAUGGCCUUAUAUUCUUUGUGUCUGGUGUCUUUUGAUGCAGAUAAAAUAUGUUUUGGGGUGACAUUCCCUUGACAUAAAUGCUUUGGUUUCUGUGUUCAAUCAGAGGAGCUCUGGUUGCAAUUAUUGGUUGUCUGAUAAUCAAUUAUUAUUUAGAACAACACUGGUAUCACUCACACUCCCAGAGUGCAUCACUCCUCAUUACACCUGCUAUCACACUCUCUAGCAGUCUACUACUGAACACACAACCUAGACUAAGGAUCCUGUGCAAUCACAAAGGUAUCCUUAUUUGCUCCGUUAGUUAAAGCUAAGAAACAAAUGUCUUUGAGGAUUACAUUUAGGAUUCAUGUGAUUUAUGUGAACGUUUACAAUUAUGUGAAACAAAAAGAGAACUGGAUAAUAAAUGCUUUCUUGCAUUGCAUAAAGGAUGUUGUUUUACCUUCCCUGCACUAUGUUCGAGUGUAUUGGUGAUCAGUGAACUAACACUUAAGCAUCAAAGAUGCACCAAACAUUUACAGUGUAAUUAUAUGAUAUGUCAAUGUUCUAAUGUUCUCUCAGACAGUUGAGCUUAGUGCAUACUGGUCUACUUCAAUCUACAUCAUGACUAGACUUAUACUGCCUGGGAUUGUGCUUUCUGUCUAUUUAGAUGUGAGUUGCUGUGUGUUUUUGUGUUUAAGUUUGAGAGGUGGUCUGUGAGUAGAGACUAGAGAGAGCAGAGGCCUUGAAGUGUGUCCAUCCAUCCACAUGCCUCUAGCACACCCCCCUGUGGCCAGUAGAAAGACUACAUGCUCUCUGAGUCUUGAGGGAAUGAGUGUUUGCUCUCUGGGUUUAACAUGGCGACUAACCCGUGUGUUCCUUCCUCUCUGUGAGGACAUGUAGAGGCCUAAUGAUCUCCCUGUAUGAUGGUAGACUGCUCCCAAGACACACACGCUUCAGGACAGAUGGUUCUACUCUGUCUAGACUAUAGAUCGUCCACAGAUACUGUUGGGUGUUUGUUGCUGUUAUUUUGUUGUUCCCAGAAGUGGUAGUUUGACCAUUUAAACUCAUUUAUAUGCAGUAGCCUAUUUAAUAUGUUUUAUUGAAGUGAAAAUACUGUCCAAAAAGUAGACAAACUAGUUAAUUAAAUAAUAUCAACAAAUGGUAGAAAUGGUAUCCGUAGCAUUCAUUUCUAGAGUUUGUACUGUAGGUCUAGGCCUAUCUAAACAAAUUCACAUCAAUUCAACACCUAGGUCUAGUUGUUGCAAUGUGUAGUAAGUAAACCUACGACCCAGUAUGUGACAACUGAAGUUUAACACUAGUGGCAUAGUAGCAGUUUGUCUGUGGUGUGAGACUGUUUGAGCUCCUGUUUGGUGACUUUUUUCUCAGACAGAUAAUGUGGAAAUGCUGGUCAUUGACGUAAUUGGGGCUAGAUAAAAUCUGAGAGCACCACCAUUGACGUUUCAUUGUGGUCGGCUGGUCGCGGUGGUUUGCUUUUUGUGUUUUUCCUUUCUACAAAAUGCAUAAGUUAGAGACAGUAGCUCUCUAUGUGUGUGUAGGCCUAAAUAACACUCUACAGCAGUAGAAAGUCCACAGUGUGGUAAUUCUUUUAUGUAAGCUGUUUGACUUGAUUCUAUCAUACCCCCAUGGGUUUACUUUAGGAUAACUACUAGAGGUGAAUAAAGUAACAACACUUUCUCAUUGACCUCUUUAAUAUGCUACAACAGUUACACUUUGUCUAAUGCUGUAAAAUAGACUGUUUCUCAUUGACCUCUUUAAUAUUCUACAACAGUUACACUAUGGCUAAUGCUGUAAAAUAGACAAUGUUUCUCAUUGACGUCUUUAAUAUUCUACAACAUUUACAGUAUGUUUAAUGCUGUAAAAUAGACUGUUUCUCAUUGACCUCUUUAAUAUUCUACAACAGUUACACUGUCUAAUGCAGUAAAAUAGACUAUAUAUCUCAUUGACCUCUUUAAUAUUCUACAACAGUUACACUAUGUCUAAUACUGUAAAAUAGACUGUUUCUCAUUGUGGACCUAUUGUAUUAGAAAUGAUGCAUGUUGAAGCGCUUCACAUGUUAUGGUAAAACAACAAUAGUUGGUUCUGAUUAAUUAAUACCUGCAUGUGUGUAUAUACAGUGAGGGAAAAAAGUAUUUGAUCCCCUGCUGAUUUUGUACGUUUGCCCACUGACAAAAACAUGAUCAGUCUAUAAUUUUAAUGGUAGGUUUAUUUUGAACAUUGAGAGACAGAAUAACAUCAACAAAAUCCAGAAAAACGCAUGUCAAAAAUGUUAUAAAUUGAUUUCCAGUUUAAUGAGGGAAAUAAGUAUUUGACCCCUCUGCAAAACAUGACUUAGUACUUGGUGACAAAACCCUUGUUGGCAAUCACAGAGGUCAGAUGUUUCUUGUAGUUGGCCACCAGGUUUGCACACAUCUCAGGAGGGAUUUUGUUCCACUCCUCUUUGCAGAUCUUCUCCAAGUCAUUAAGGUUUCGAGGCUGACGUUUGGCAACUCGAACAUUCAGCUCCCUCCACAGAUUUUCUAUGGGAUUAAGGUCUGGAGACUGGCUAGGCCACUCCAGGACCUUAAUCUGCUUCUUCUUGAGCCACUCCUUUGUUGCCUUGGCCGUGUGUUUUGGGUCAUUGUCAUGCUGGAAUACCCAUCCACGACCCAUUUUCAAUGCCCUGGCUGAGGGAAGGAGGUUCUCACCCAAGAUUUUACGGUACCCGUCCAUCGUCCCUUUGAUGCAGUGAAGUUGUCCUGUCCCCUUAGCAGAAAAACACCCCCAAAGCUUAAAAUUUCCACCUCCAUGUUUGACGGUGAGGAUGGUGUUCUUGGGGUCAUAGGCAGCAUUCCUCCUCCUCCAAACACGGCGAGUUGAGUUGAUGCCAAAGAGCUCCAUUUUGGUCUCAUCUGACCACAACACUUUCACCCAGUUCUCCUCUGACUCAUUCAGAUGUUCAUUGGCAAACUUCAGACGGCCCUGUCUAUGUGCUUUGUUGAGCAGGGGGACCUUGCGGGCGCUGCAGGAUUUCAGUCCUUCACGGCGUAGUGUGUUACCAAUUGUUUUCUUGGUGACUAUGGUCCCAGCUGCUUUGAGAUCAUUGACAAGAUCCUCCCGUGUAGUUCUGGGCUGAUUCCUCACCGUUCUCAUGAUCAUUGCAACUCCACGAGGUGAGAUCUUGCAUGGAGCCCCAGGCCGAGGGAGAUUGACAGUUAUUUUGUGUUUCUUCCAUUUGCGAAUAAUCGCACCAACUGUUGUCACCUUCUCACCAAGCUGCUUGGCGAUGGUCUUGUAGCCCAUUCCAGCAUUAUGUAGGUCUACAAUCUUGUCCCUGACAUCCUUGGAGAGCUCUUUGGUUUUGGCCAUGGUGGAGAGUUUGGAAUCUGAUUGAUUGAUUGCUUCUGUGGACAGGUGUCUUUUAUACAGGUAACAAGCUGAGAUUAGGAGCACUCCCUUUAAGAAUGUGCUCCUAAUACAUUUACAUUUCAGUCAUUUAGCAGACGCUCUUAUCCAGAGCGACUUACAGUUAGUGAAUACAUAUUUUUUUUUUUUUUUUAUACUGGCCCCCCGUGGGAAUCAAACCCACAACCCUGGCGUUGCAAACGCCAUGCUCUAUCAACUGAGCUACAUCCCUGCCGGCCAUUCCCUCCCCUACCCUGGACGACGCUGGGCCAAUUGUGCGCCGCCCAUGAGUCUCCCGGUCGCGGCCGGCUGCGACAGAGCCUGGAUUCGAACCAGGAUCUCUAGUGGCACAGUUAGCACUGCGAUGCAGUGCCUUAGACCACUGCGCCACUCAGGAAUCUCAGCUCGUUACCUGUAUAAAAGACACCUGGGAGCCAGAAAUCUUUCUGAUUGAGAGGGGGUCAAAUACUUAUUUCCCUCAUUAAAAUGCAAAUCAAUUUAUAACAUUUUUGACAUGCGUUUUUCUGGAUUUUUUUGUUGUUAUUCUGUCUCUCACUGUUCAAAUAAACCUACCAUUAAAAUGAUAGACUGAUAAUUUCUUUGUCAGUGGGCAAACGUACAAAAUCAGCAGGGGACCAAAUACUUUUUUCCCUCACUGUAUAUAUAUAUCUGUAAUACACACACCUAGACCUACGUCCUAGCAAGGCUGCCUGACUGAUGUGUGUGUUUUCCCUCUUUCAGAUGAUCCUAUGGGACUGGGACCUGAAGCAGUGGUACAAGCCCCAGUAUCAGGUCAGUGUGUUCACACACCACCCAACACACAAACACCCACACACACACACACACACACACACACACCACACACACACACCACACCACACACACACACACCACACACCACACACACACACACACACACACACACCACACACACACACACACACACACACACACCACACACACACACAAAGAGAAUAUACUCAUCUGGAUACAGUAUAUCACUAUUAGAGCACAUGUGCAGUCUAUCAUUCACAUCAGGUCUCCCGAGUGGCGCAGUGGUCUAAGGCACUGCAUCGCAGUGCUAGCUGUGCCACUAGAGAUCCUGGUUCGAAUCCAGGCUCUGUCGUAGCCGGCCACGACCGGGAGACCCAUGGGGCGGCGCACAAUUGGCCCAGCGUCGUCCAGGGUAGGGGAGGGAAUGGCCGGCAGGGAUGUAGAGCAUGGCGUUUGCAACGCCAGGGUUGUGGGUUCGAUUCCCACGGGGGGCCAGUAUGAAAAAUAAAAAGAUAAUGUAAGUCGCUUCAGGGUUGGGGAUAAUUUCCUAUUUUACUUUCAAUCCAUGGAAUGAGUUGGAAUGACAUGUAUACAAACUAGACCAUCAACCCUGAUAGGGUAACAAUAAUUUGAAUUCCCAGAGAGGGCACAUUGAAUUGACAAAAUGUAAGUAAAAGAGGAUACUGAAUAAAAAUGGUAUUAGUGUAGUUCUUUGAAAUAUUUAAUCAUAUUUCAAAGAAUUGAGGCUGUGGAUUUAUUUAACUAACUCCAACCUUUUUGGACAUCAGAUUAUCUUGAUAGAUUUUGGAGUACCUCCACAUAAUCUAUUUUCUAAUCUAGUAUACUGGCCUUGUGUUCCAAUUUAUUGUCAAAUCACUGACACACGUUUUAUACUAGGUCUACUUUAAUAUGCAUCAUAAAAUGGAAGCAUCUGUGUUUUUUGUAAGUGUGUGUGUGUGCGUGUGCGUGUGUGGUGCAUGCACGUGUUUGAGCUGUGUGUGUAGGCCUGCCUAUGUAUAUGUGUGUGUGUGUGUGUAUUUUGUGCCUUAUGUGUGUGUUGUCAUCCUGUUGGGGUCCACAGUGUUUUGCAGACAUGCUGUACAUGUAGAUCAACAGGAAGCUGUGCUCCUCUGACUGAAGUCUGCCCCCACUCAUCACUCACCACUCAUUGUGGCCACAGAGCUGGGGCUUAAAAGGCAGCUUAGUUCUCCAAACCCUCUAGUCUUUUAUAUGGGGUCUAUCAGCACAGCAACAGUCAGUAGGUUGAGCAGGAUGAGAAUUCGUGAUCUUAAGAAUAAGGAUUUUCUUAUGAACUUCUCAAAUGUCUUCUUAUGAACUUCUUAACUGUCUUAAGAUGAUUGUAGCAAGGCAACCCAGCUGUCUCUCUAGCGAUGGCAAUCAUGUUAGCAUAUUUCUAACUGUUCUAAAAUAUGUUAUUGGGUUUAAAACAAUCAACACUGAAACUUUCAGAUGAAGUUUGUGAGUCAAUUAAACAUGUUAAAUAGCUUUCAUUAGCAUAUUCUCUCACUUCCAUGAGUUUAAGACAAGGGUUUAGCUAUCUUGGAAUUCCAAGAAGAAAUCAAAUAACUUUAUUUUCAAGAAUCUAAUUUCUUCUUAAUUUUUUGCUUAAGGAGAAACAUAAGAAGUAACAUGAUAACAUUUCCAAGAACCUUUUUGAGGAAUAGCAACUUUGCUUAAUUUUCUUCAUAAGUCCAUAGUUAAGGAAGAAAUUGCAAUUAAGAAGGAAUUUCUUCUUAAGAAGGUUUUGUGAAUCCAAGCCCAGGUGUUUUCUUGUGUUUGGUAAUUUAAAUCCAAUCUGGGUUCAUUAGAAACAGUGGAAAGGAAUGAGGAAAUGACACCAGGCUCUCUUCUUUAGUACAGUAUAUACUGUAUGUUUGUGUUGUGCUCUGCUGAACGAGGCAUCUCUCUGACAUGUGUCCUGUUGUCUCCUCCGUGUCCCCAGGGAGCAGUAAGCGGUAACGGGGUGGACUUAUCGGUCAUCAACGAGGCCAGGAACAUGGUGUCUGACCUGCUGAUGGACUCGUCCCUGUCGCCCCACACUGUCUCUUCCCUGCGCAGCGUCAGCAGCCUCAUGGGGACCUUCUCUGGCUCCUGUCGGCCCAGGGUCAACCCCUUCACCCCCUUCCCAGGUUUCUACUCCUGUACCGAGGUGGAGGACCCUGCAGAGAGGGGCGACAGGAAGCCCCUGAAGGUAGGCCCUCCAGCAGCCUUCUGAAUGUGUUACUAGCAGGUCAUAACUAACACACAGACAGAAGCCUGCUGAGACUAGCAGGCCAACACAUUAUCCACUAACACAUUAUCCACUAACACAUUAUCCACUUAUACAUGGUAUCUUAUCCACUUAUACAUGGUAUCUUAUCCACUUAUACAUGGUAUCUUAUCCACUUAUACAUGGUAUCUUAUCCUCAUAAUGAACGUUCCUCUUCUAUAUGUUCACCAGUGUUAUGUAGACAUGGUUUUUUUGUUUUUAGUUGAACCUGCUCUACUCUAUGUAGCCUGGUAGUGUGCUGAAUAUAAACUCAGCAAAAAAAGAAACGUCCUCUCACUGUCAACUGCGUUUAUUUUCAGCAAACUUAACAUGUGUAAAUAUUUGUAUGAACAUAACAAGAUUCAACAACUGAGACAUAAACUGAACAAGUUCCACAGACAUGUGAUGUUACCCCACUCUUCCACCAAGGCACCUGCAAGUUCCCGUACAUUUCUGGGUGGAAUGGCCCUAGCCCUCACCCUCUGAUCCAACAGGUCCCAGACGUGCUCAAUGGGAUUGAGAUCCGGGCUCUUCGCUGGCAAUGGCAGAGCGGUGACAUUCCUGUCUUGCAGGAAAUCACGCACAGAAUGAGCAGUAUGGCUGGUGGCAUUGUCAUGCUGGAGGGUCAUGUCAGGAUGAGCCUGCAGGAAGGGUACCACAUGAGGGAGGAGGAUGUCUUCCCUGUAACGCACAGCGUUGAGAUUGCCUGCAAUGACAACAAGCUCAGUCCGAUGAUGCUGUGACACACCACCCCAGACCGUGACGGACCCUCCACCUCCAAAUCGAUCCCGCUCCAGAGUACAGGCCUCGGCAUAACGCUCAUUCCUUCGACGAUAAAUGCGAAUCCAACCAUCACCCCUGGUGAGAUUAAACCGCGACUCGUCAGUGAAGAGCACUUUUUGCCAGUCCUGUCUGGUCCAGCGACGGUGGGUUUGUGCCCAUAGGCGACGUUGUUGCCGGUGAUGUCUGGUGAGGACCUGCCUUACAACAGGCCUACAAGCCCUCAGUCCAGCCUCUCUCAGCCUAUUGCGGACAGUCUGAGCACUGAUGGAGGGAUUGUGCAUUCCUGGUGUAACUCGGGCAGUUGUUGUUGCCAUCCUGUACCUGUCCCGCAGGUGUGAUGUUCGGAUGUACCGAUCCUGUGCAGGUGUUGUUACACGUGGUCUGCCACUGCGAGGACGAUCAGCUGUCCGUCCUGUCUCCGUGUAGCGCUGUCUUAGGACAUUGCAAUUUAUUGCCCUGGCCACAUCUGCAGUCCUCAUGCCUCCUUGCAGCAUGCCUAAGGCACGUUCACGCAGAUGAGCAGGGACCCUGGGCAUCUUUCUUUUGGUGUUUUUCAGAGUCAGUAGAAAGGCCUCUUUAGUGUCCUAAGUUUUCAUAACUGUGACCUUAAUUGCCUACCGUCUGUAAGCUGUUAGUGUCUUAACGACCGUUCCACAGGUGCAUGUUCAUUAAUUGUUUAUGGUUAAUUGAACAAGCAUGGGAAACAGUGUUUAAACCCUUUACAAUGAAGAUCUGUGAAGUUAUUUUAUUUUCUGUGAAGUUUUACGAAUUAUCUUUGAAAGACAGGGUCCUGAAAAAGGGACCUUUCUUUUUUUGCUGAGUUUCCAUCUGCCUGUGACUGUGCUGUAGCAUCAUUGACCAAAAUGUAAUAAUGUCUCCCUCCUCCCCUCCACACACCCAGGGUCUUAGCAGCAGGAACAGCCUGCCCACCCCCCAACUCCGCCGGGGCUCCACCUCCUCCCCUCUCCCCCCUCUGGAGUCGGCCUCCUCCCGCUGGGAACGCAACAACGGCAAGAGACCGGGACCCCACCCUGACCUCAAUAUGACCAGGUACGAUCACCAUCAGGUGGGACUUCAGAGUUCAGACACCCCCUGACCUCAGUGCCACCAGGUUAAAGACAUGCCCCGGUAGUGUUAUAAACCUCACGGUUUUGGCUAAGUGUGUCAAUGUGCAGUUCAUACAUGCAUAAUCUAUGAGCAGAAUUACUGUCUUUCCUCAAUUAGCCACGAAAUCCCUAAUUUGAAAGCGACUGUUUUUUUUAGAAGCUGUGUGGCGCCAUUUUCCCUACAUUUACCCCCACGUGGGCCAGCCCCCUAGCAAUUCGAGUUUCAGCCAAUGAGCGUCAGCCCCUCACCAUUUGAGUGACAGCUAGCAAGACGCACACACAGUAGAGAGAGAGAGCAAUGACGUGGUGCACAAAUCUGUACAUUUACGAGGUAGCACGUAAUUUUCGGGGACCAUUUUUUGCUUGUGGGCACUACUUUCAGAACUGCUGGCUAAAAAGUAUACAAAAGUACCAGAGAAUAUCUUUAAUGGUCAGGGCAUUUUCAACAUGGCACACUCCCCAUCUUUACCCUGACAUUAACAAACAGGCCCUCCCUCAGCAACACAUUCUUUGUUACCAUCAGUCUUUGAUUAAUCUCCCUGCAGAUGUAAUUCUCCUUUAUAUCCACUGGGAGGCAGUAGUGAUCAAGAUCUGUAAGCUGAUUGCCUAACAGAUAAUGACCAUAACAUUCCUUCAUUCUCUUUGUUCCAAAAAUGUUUAGAUGACUCACUUGAUAUUUUAGUGAUCUUUGAUCUUUUAGGGAUCUUUGUCUUCUGGAAGGAUACAUUUUCAACAUUGAUUUUCAUUGUCUUACUUUGAGCAUCAAAUGAGUUACUGUAUGCUAUGUAACAUUUCUCUAAGCAGUUCAUCUUUAGACAUAAGAGCGGGUGUGAAAAAGUUCAUCUUUAUAAUGGUGUACAUUGAAUAUGAAAGCAUUUUAACUGAUGUUGUCUCAUUAAUUCAAGCAGUAAGUGCCAUGUUUUGUGUGUGUGUUCCAGCCCGGGGUCUCUGUCCAAUGGGCCCAAUGCUAACCUGUUGACCAUCCCUAAGCAGAGGUCUUCCUCUGUGACCCUGACCUACCAUGCCGGGCCCAGGAGAGCAGGUGAGACCAUGAGGAUUUACUAUACACACAAGUCUGAUUUACUGUGUGGAAGUGAAAUGUGUUUUUAAGUUGUUUGACUAGCUCUCUCUCUCUCUUACUUUCUCUCUGUCUCCUGAGUGGCGCAGUGGUCUAAGGCACUGCAUCGCAGUGCUAGCUGUGCCACUAGAGAUCCUGGUUCGAAUCCAGGCUCUGUCGCAGCCGGCCGCGACCGGGAGACUAAUGGGCGGCGCACAAUUGGCCCAGCGUUGUCCAGGGUAGGGGAGGGAAUGGCCGGCAGGGAUGUAGCUCAGUUGAUAGAGCAUGGCGUUUGCAACGGCAGGGUUGUGGGUUCGAUUCCCACGGGGGACCAGUAUGAUUAAAAAGAAAAAAAAAAGAAAAAAAAAAAAUAUAUGUAUUCACUAACUGUAAGUCGCUCUGGAAAAGAGCGUCUGCUAAAUGACUAAAAUGUAAAUGUAAAUGUCUCUCUCUCCUAUCUCUCUCUCUCUCUCUCUCUCUCUCUCUCUCUAGGUGCGUCCCCCAGUCUGAGUCCUGUCAGCUCCCCCAGCCACUGUCCACCGGGGGGAGGUCCAUCCUCCCAGGUCACGCGCCCCCCGGUGGAGUUCCCUGACACGGCUGACUUCCUCACCAAGCCCAGCGUCAACCUGCACAAGCCCCUGGGCUACAUCCUCAGCUCCCCUGACUUCCAGGGGCCCUACCGCAGCCCCGCGGCCCUGUGCACCAGGUAGGGCAAUCUACUACCCUCUUCCCCUACCCCCUCCAUUAUAUCCUACUGUUGUAGAGCCAGUUCUGCUGUAGAGUUGCAUUUCACCAUGUGUAUUGAUGAUGUUGGUGGCUGUGUUUGUCCCCCUGCUCACGCGGUAGCUGUGGUCGUCAGAUGCUGAAGAACAUGCCCAGUAUGGAGGCGGGGGAGGGACACCUGCCGUUCACUGGUCAUGCUGAGGCCCAGCGCAGACGCUCAGGUAUGACACCUGCUGGAAUGUAGCCUCACUCUCGCAACACAAACUCACCAGCAUCAUUAACUGGAAUGGAAGUAUGUUGUACAGACACAUAGGCUGCACAGUGUUUUUGUGCACACACCCAUGACUUAGCUUACUGUUUCCACUCUCAAAAGAUUGAAAACCUGCUGAAUCAGAGAGUCAAUUCAUUAGAAUAAUGCUUCACACCUAAAUGUUAAACCAGUUGUCAACUCACUGUGAUGUGCAAUGUGUCUCCUCCACAGCAGGUGAGGGGUCAGAGUUCAUGGGGGAGGCACUGAUCAGGGAGGAGAGUGUGGAGGCCGAGUCGACGGGGGACAGGAGUCCAGAUGCAGGGAGCCGGGGCCAGACAGAUGAGGAGGAGCAGAGCCCCACCACAGAGCAGCAGACUCAGGAAACAGCGGUACGCAGCACUAAUGCUACAGUAUGCUAAGAGGGCAUUCCCACGCAGAGCUAACGGAGGAGUAUGAAUUAUGUACCUUUUGAGAGCAUAUUGAUAGUGCGUUGUUUAGCACAACCUCAUGCAACCUGACACGCCUCCCCUCCGCUACUCCAGCGCGCCUUCCCCAUUGAAAUACAUUGAGUUGGCUCUGUCAUUUUACUCUGUGUUGCUCAGUGUGAAUGCACCCUACUGCUAGGCUAACGUCACAGAGCUGCAGACUUAAGAAACAGAGGUAGGCUACACUAACAUUAGACUAAUGUUAAAUAACAGUAGCUUUGAAGGGAUAUGUCUCAGUCAGUAUUAACACCUUACAGCGUUCGUUAGCCUUCCUGUGUGUAGCAUUGCUGCCGCUGCACUAUCCCAACCAGGAGACUCCCUCUGAGUGAGAUAACACAAUCAGGCCAACACAUGUAACAGAGUAGCUAGCUAUAGUAUGUGUCCUCUAGUUAGUUCUGGGAAUACGGCAAAGGUUUUCCUCAGACACUCAUUGGGUGCAUGUCUUUCAGUCUGUUGUGAUGUAGCUAACAGCCGUGUAAACCCAGUGUGAUGGGGGUAGUGUUGAUCUGGCUCUGUCCUGGAAUGCCCCCUCUGUUUACUUGGGCUGUGCUCUCACUUUCUUUAUUGGACAAACCAAGCCUUGUUAAAUCAAGCCAGCUGUUAAGACAACUGAGUAGGGUUCAUCUGAGGAUUCUGUGGGGUAAUUCUAAAGUGAAUCAUUCAAAAGCAACGCACACAUAGUCAGUCUGGAGCCUGCUUUCAUCCCCAUAUCAGAGGAAUGAGAUUCAUAAGAGUUGCGAUGUGGUGUUUUGGAUAGUCUGGUUGUCUACGGGCCUGUGUGUGUGUGUUUGUGUGUGUGUGUGUGUGUGUGUGUGUUAAUGUGCCUGUGUGUGUUAAUGUGUUGUGUCUGUGUGUUUUAAUGUGUGUCUGUGUGUGUGUUAAUGUACAGUACCAGUCAAAAGUUUGGACACACCUGCUCAUUCAAGGGUUUUUAUUUAUUUCUACUAUUUUCUACAUUGUAGAAUAAUAGUGAAGACAUCAAAACUAUGAAAUAACACAUAAGGAAUCAUGUAGUAACCAAAAAAGUGUUAAACAAAUCAAAAUAUAUUUUAUAUUUGAGAUUCUUCAAAGUAGCCACCUUUUGCCUUGAUGACAGCUUUGCACACUCUUGGCAUUCUCUCAACCAGCUUCAUGAGGUAGUUACCUGGAAUGCAUUUAAAUUAACAGGUGUGCCUUGUUAAAAGUUAAUUUGUGGAAUUUCGUUCCUUCUUAAUGCGUUUGAGCCAAUUAGUUGUGUUGUGACAAGGUAGGGGUGGUAUACAGAAGAUAGCCCUAUUUGGUAAAAGACCAAGUCCAUAUUAUGGCAAGAACAGCUCAAAUAAGCAAAGAGAAACGACAGUCCAUCAUUACUUUAAGACAUGAAGGUCAAUCAAUCUGGAAAAAUUUCAAGAACUUUGAAAGUUUCUUCAAGUGCAGUCGCAAAAACCAUCAAGCGUUAUGAUGAAACUGUCUCUCAUGAGAACCAGCACAGGAAAGGAAUACCCAGAGUUACCUCUGCUGCAGAGGAUAAGUUCAUUAGAGUUACCAGCCUCAGAAAUUGCAGCCCAAAUAAAUGCUUCACAGAGUUCAAGUAACAGACACAUCUCAACAUCAACUGUUCAGAGGAGACUGCGUGAAUCAGGCCUUCAUGGUCGAAUUGCUGCAAAGAAACCACUACUAAAGCACACCAAUAAGAAGAAGAGACUUCCUUGAGCCAAGAAACAUGAGCAAUGGACAUUAGACCGGUGGAAAUCUGUGCUUUGGUCUGUAGUCCAAAUUUGAGAUUUUUGGUUCCAACCGCUGUGUCUUUGUGAGACGCAGUGUAGGUGAACGGAUGAUCUCUGCAUGUGUAGUUCCCAUCAUGAAGCAUGGAGGAGGAGGUGUGAUGGUGUGGGGGUGCUUUGCUGGUGACACUGUCUGUGAUUUAUUUAGAAUUCAAGGCACACUUAACCAGCAUGGCUACCACAGCAUUCUGCAGCGAUACGCCAUCCCAUCUGGUUUGGGCUUAGUGGGACUAUAAUUUGUUUUCCUCCAGGAUGUGUAAGGGCUAUUUGACCAAGAAGGAGAGUGAUGGAGUGCUGAAUCAGAUGAGCUGGCCUCCACAUUCCCCCGACCUCAACCAAAUUGAGAUGGUUUGGGAUGAGUCGGACCACAGAGUGAAGGAAAAGCAGCCAACAAGUGCUCAGCAUAUGUGGGAACUCCUUCAAGACUGUUGGAAAAGCAUUCCAGGUGAAGCUGGUUGAGAGAAUGCCAAGAGUGUGCAAAGCUGUCAUCAAGGCAAAGGGUGGCUAUUUUGAAGAAUCGAAAAUAUAAAAUAUAUUUAGAUUUUUUAAACACUUUUUGGGUUACUAAAUGAUUCCAUAUGUGUUAUUUCAUAGUUUUGAUGUCUUCACUAUUAUUCUACAAGGUAGAAAAUAGUAAAAAUAAAGAAUAACCCUUGAAUGAAUAGGUGUGGCCAAAUGUUUGACUGGUACUGUAUGUGUUUUAAUGAGUGUGUGUUUUAAUGUUUGUGUGUGUGUGCGUGUGUGCGUGCGUGCGUGCGUGCCUGCCUGCCUGCCUGCCUGCCUGCCUGCCUGCGUGCAUGCCUGCGUGCGUGCCUGCCUGCAUGUGUGUUCAUCUAAACGUAUGUGUGUCUUAAAAAUGUGUGUGUGUGUUUAAAAUGUGUGUGUGCUGUGGUCCUCUCCUGCCUGUAGGGUGAGUUCAGACUAGACCCCCUGCUGGAGAACCACGAUGAACUCAUGGAGAAGAUCAACAGUUGGAACUUCCAGAUCUUUGACCUGAUGGACAGAACAGGAGGGAAGACAGGAAGAAUACUCAGCUACGUCAGUACAACCACAUACCAACCAUAUAGCAACCAUCUAUCUGUCAUUACUCCAUGAUCUGUUACAUCUAUUCAUAUUUGAAUAAGCAACACCUGGGUUGUAUCCCAAAUGGCACCCUAUUCCCUAUAUAGUGCACUAAUUUUGAUCAGGGCCCACAGGCCCAAAAGUAGUUUUGUGAUGCAGCCAUUGAAUGUAUUUAUUUGGAGAAACUCACUUGACUGAUUGUUUUGAAUGUUGAAAACAGUAUGAUCCCCAUUACUGAUAUUUGACUGAAUGAUGUCCCGAAUGCUCAUAGUGUUCUUGGUGAUUUCUCUAUGUGCUGUUUUGAGUACACUGUGUUCUCCCAGUGUCUCACUGUCUGUCUCUGAGGGGAAAGACUUGGUUAAUGUGUAUUGUUUUGAUUUGGGUUUUAAAUUAACAUAGGUGUUUUAUGUGUUGUCUUUCUCCCCAGGUGACCUACACUCUGUUCCAGGACACUUGUCUGUUUGAGAUGUUUAAGAUCCCUGUGAGGGAGUUCAUGUCCUACUUCUGUGCACUGGAGAACGGCUAUAGGGAUAUUCCCUGUGAGUAUAGUGCUGCCUAUGCUUUCUUCAGUCCAGGCACAAAGCCCAUAUUAACACUUGGUGUAUUGUCUACUCAGAUGUAGAAAUGAUCAGACCUGGGUCAAAUACAUGAAGGUAUGGGCCUCCCGAGUGGCGCAGCAGUCGAAGACACUGCAUCGUGACGCUUGAGGAGUCACUACAGACCCGGGUUCGAUCCCAGGCUGUGUCACAACCGGCCGUGACCGGGAGUCCCAUAGGGCAGCACACAAUUGGCCCAGCGUUGUCCGGGUUAGGGGAGGGUUUGGCCAGGGGGGCUUUUCUUGGCUCAUCGCGCUCUAGCGAUUCCUUGUGGCGGGCCGGGCGCCUGCAGGCUGACUUCGGUCGUCAGUUGAACGGUGUUUCCUCCGAUGCAUUGGUGCGGCUGGCUUCCGGGUUAAGCGGGCGGGUGUUACGGAGCACGGUUUGGCGGGUCAUGUUUCGGAGGACGCAUGGCUCGACCUUCGCCUCUCCCGAGCCCGUUGGGGUGUUGGUGCAAUGAGACAAGAUCGUAGUUGGAUAUGACGAAAAAGGGGGGUAAAAAAAUUAACAAAAUAAAAAAUAAACAUUAAAGUAUGAGAAGUGCGCUUAAUGUAGCUUAAUUACGCUAGUUUAGACUAUUCCAGCUAAAUCAUGCCCAGUUCAAGUAUUAUUUGAAAUUAUUUAACCCAGGUCUAGAAACUAACCAUAGGGUUGUCAUGAAGUAGAAAUGAAUCCCCAUAAUAGGCCUACAGUACCUGACAGUUCACUACAUACAGCAUGACAUGCAGACAUGCACCAUCAUAUGUAAUAGUAGCUUCUACCUCAUGUACAUGUGGUGAGUGUGAAGUAUUACUGUGACUGAUGUGUGAUGUCCUGUGUGAAUCUCUGCCUGUACUCAGAUCAUAACCGGGUCCAUGCCACUGAUGUGCUCCAUGCUGUCUGGUACCUGACCACCCGGCCUGUCCCAGGGUUCCAGCAGAUCCACAACGAGCAUGUGACAGGAAGUGACACAGGUAGCACUAUUUCUGUUCCCUUUAUUUCAUUUUGCCUCAGUAGGUAUAGUUCUGGACUUCCCCAAGCCCUCAUUUAUUUCCAUAAAAUACCACAAUAUGCCACAUAUUUAUUAACAUAAUUAGUGUGGUUGCUGAAGAUUUUCAUACAUACAGUGAGGGGAAAAAAGUAUUUGAUCCCCUGCUGAUUUUGUACGUUUGCCCACUGACAAAGAAAUGAUCAGUCUAUCAUUUUAAUGGUAGGUUUAUUUGAACAGUGAGAGACAGAAUAACAACAAAAAAAUCCAGAAAAACGCAUGUCAAAAAUGUUAUAAAUUGAUUUGCAUUUUAAUGAGGGAAAUAAGUAUUUGACCCCCUCUCAAUCAGAAAGAUUUCUGGCUCCCAGGUGUCUUUUAUACAGGUAACGAGCUGAGAUUAGGAGCACACUCUUAAAGGGAGUGCUCCUAAUCUCAGUUUGUUAGCUGUAUAAAAGACACCUGUCCACAGAAGCAAUCAAUCAAUCAGAUUCCAAACUCUCCACCAUGGCCAAGACCAAAGAGCUCUCCAAGGAUGUCAGGGACAAGAUUGUAGACCUACACAAGGCUGGAAUGGGCUACAAGACCAUCGCCAAGCAGCUUGGUGAGAAGGUGACAACAGUUGGUGCGAUUAUUCACAAAUGGAAGAAACACAAAAGAACUGUCAAUCUCCCUCGGCUUGGAGCUCCAUGCAAGAUCUCACCUCGUGGAGUUGCAAUGAUCAUGAGAACGGUGAGGAAUCAGCCCAGAACUACACGGGAGGAUCUUGUCAAUGAUCUCAAGGCAGCUGGGACCAUAGUCACCAAGAAAACAAUUGGUAACACACUGAAAUCCUGCAGCGCCCGCAAGGUCCCCCUGCUCAAGAAAGCACAUAUACAGGCCCGUCUGAAGUUUGCCAAUGAACAUCUGAAUGAUUCAGAGGAGAACUGGGUGAAAGUGUUGUGGUCAGAUGAGAACAAAAUGGAGCUCUUUGGCAUCAACUCAACUCGCCGUGUUUGGAGGAGGAGGAAUGCUGCCUAUGACCCCAAGAACACCAUCCCCACCGUCAAACAUGGAGGUGGAAACAUUAUGCUUUGGGGGUGUUUUUCUGCUAAGGGGACAGGACAACUUCACCGCAUCAAAGGGACGAUGGACGGGGCCAUGUACCGUCAAAUCUUGGGUGAGAACCUCCUUCAAACCUUAAUCCCAUAGAAAAUCUGUGGAGAGACGAAACCUUAAUGACUUGGAGAAGAUCUGCAAAGAGGAGUGGGACAAAAUCCUUCCUGAGAUGUGUGCAAACCUGGUGGCCAACUACAAGAAAGGUCUGACCUCUGUGAUUGCCAACAAGGGUUUUGCCACCAAGUACUAAGUCAUGUUUUGCAGAGGGGUCAAAUACUUAUUUCCCUCAUUAAAAUGCAAAUCAAUUAAUACAAUUUUUGACAUGCGUUUUUCUGGAUUUCUUUGUUGUUAUUCUGUCUCUCACUGUUCAAAUAAACCUACCAUUAAAAUUAUAGACUGAUCAUUUCUUUGUCAGUGGGCAAACAUCAGCAGGGGAUCAAAUACUUUUUUCCCUCACUGUACUUCUUAUUAUUAGUGAACUUGCUGAAGGCAAGACCGUUCUAGAUUUCUUACAUACUUCUUAUUAUUAGUGAACUUGCUGAAGGCAAGACCGUUCUAGAUUUCUUACAUACUUAUUAUUAUUAGUGUGCUUACUGAAGGCAAGACUGUUCUAGAUUUCACACAUACUUCUUAUUAUUAGUGUGCUUGCUGAAGGCAAGACCGCUCUAGAUUUCUUACAUACUCUUAUUAUUUGAUUUCUUCCGCCCGCUCUAGAGCUAAAACAAUUGAAGCUUUUUAACAAGAAACCAACUUCCAAAUGUGCAGACUGCCCCAACUUAGAUUGCUUGACAAAAUGUUUCUUAUGUCAUUUAUAAUUUUUGAACUACAACAAUAUUUAAAAUGAUCUCCAAUGUAUUUCAAUGGCAAGAAUUCUAGACCUAUCUCCUCUUUCACCGUUUAAGCUAUCAAUGCUAAACCAAUGUUGAAAUGUUCAGACUGACCCUACUUAGAUUUUAUACAGAUUUUUUAUACGAUUUAUACUUUUUUUAUUAUAACAAAUUAAUCUACAAGACCAACUUUCAAAUGUUCAGACUUCAAAUUCUUUAAAACCUUUAUAAACUAUAAAACCAUUUUCAUUUGCAUAGAUUUACAUAACAUGGAUUCAUUGCCAACCAUAAGAAGUGGUAGACAUUUUAAAUGCUACUGCUUUUUAACCAUUUCAACCACAAACAUUAAAACAACUUAAACAUUUUCCAAGCAAAAUUAAUUAACAUGGGGUUUGAAUGAGAACCAUAGAAAUACAGUGGUAGCAAAAUUAAGUUACAAGACCAACUUUAAAACAUUCAGGCUAUCCUAACUUAAAAUGCUCUAACACACCUUCAUAAACUAUUUUAAUGUAUAAUAAAUUAGCAUAACACUUAAUGGAUUCAAUUUCAACCAUGAGAACACAGUGGUAGUCAUUUGCAAUGCUACUGCUCUUUAACCAUUUCAGCUACAUACAUUAAAACAACUUCAAAACGUUAUAAACUAUAACAAUUCAAAUUAGCAUAAAUUGGCAUUUAAUAACCCACCAAUAAUACUAGUAACUCUUGAACUGUUCAACCUAGAGACACCAAACCAACUUUCACAUGUUCAUGGUAGGCUAUUCUAUCAACCAAUCAUUCAAUUCUCCCAUCUAGCUACUUUUUCUACUUUAACCAGUAGUGUUAGUAUUGUAGUCACUAUAACUACUCUAACUUAUUUCACAACCAUAAAUACUUUAAGACAUGCUAGCAAGCACACAUUUUCUUUAGGAAAUGUACUUUUCUAGUUCUAUGAUAGCCUCUUGAUGUACCAGUGUAGGCAUUCCUGUAGUGUGUGGCCUUUUCUCGGCAGACACCAGAUGGUUUAGUUUAAAAUGCCUGGAUCCCCAGUCCCGUCCCUGCUAAUUAUAUUUUAUGUACUGCUUCCUUGAUCCAUCGGAAAUUAUUUAAGGCUCGCUUGCUGACCGAUCCUUCAGUAGCUGCCAGAGGAGCAGCUGCCUUCUGAUAAAGAGAGGGGGAUGGAAGGGUGGAGAAACAGAGAGGAAGAGAGAGGGGGGAGAUGGGGUGGUGAGCAAGCCUCUGUCGUGAUAGAGAUCUGUCUGUGCUGAGCUCAGCGUGUUUAGGGCUUAUUUUGGGCCUUUUCAUUUUUCUAAUGGAGUGCAGUAGUCUGAGUCACUGGGCCACCAGCUUAACCUGCCUGUACACUUCCUACUCUACAAACUAGUUCCCUGUUUUCACUUUAUAAUACAGUCAAGUCUUCUCCAGUAAACUCCAGUUAUGAUGUAGUGUCAGUGUGAGGUCCCAGUAUGUCGUAGCUGAAAGCAGCUGUCUGUGUCUUCUCUCUAGAUUCAGACAGUGGGAUCUCGCCGGGUCGGGUAUCAUACGCCUCCUCCAAGAGCUCGUCCAUCUCUGACGACAGCUACGGCUGCCUGGCAUGGAACAUCCCUGCUCUGGAACUCAUGGCACUAUAUGUAGCAGCUGCAAUGCAUGACUAUGACCACCCUGGUCGCACAAACGCCUUCCUCGUAGCCACUAACGCAGCUCAGGUAAGUCUUAUUAUCCCCAAAGCCACUGCUCUACCAUCUCAGCUAGCUAACCCACACCUGUUCAACAGUAAAACCUGUAUCAGGAAGAGAAAGUUCAACCUAUCCUGUCACUUCAGUAAGUUCCCAUUUGUGUUCCCACAUGCUGUUAAGACCUACGAAAGGGGAAGUGUUUUGUUUGUGUCACAGACAGCAUUCAUUUGGUCCCUGUGACUCAUAGAUGAGAUGUUUAUUGGCCUAAAGGCUUCUACAUAGGCAGGUUCUAAUCAGUCUUGGAUCUCAUGGUAAAAGUAAUGAAGAGAGGGACUGGUAUAAUAUUACAUUUAGUUCACAUGUCAGGGAAAGGUUCCCACAAAUCCUGAGAAUUCUGCGAAUUCCUUUUCUUGCUGCAACAUUAUGGCAAAGGUUGGCAAACAAACUAUACCACUGUAUAAAUAGUGUUUUGCAGUGUCAUGAACGAUUAUAGCACUGUGCAUACUGUCUGGGUUGUGUAAAUGUCCCAGGAAAAGGAUUUCCUGAAAAGAGAGUCAACCCUGACAUAUUGAUUAACAGUAUGUUGACAGUCAGUCAAUCACCCACCUGGCCACCAUUUCUAGACUGGCUGCAUUAUUUAGUCUGAAGCACACUGACCCCAAUUCCUCUCACCUGCUCACCCCUCCUUAUUUUACCAUUCUCUUCUUCAACCUCCUCUUUCCCAUUUUACCCUCUCCUUUCUUCUUCUUGUCCUCUGACCCCACCCGCAUCCCUCUCCACUACACACUCUCUUCUUCCCUCAUCCACCUAUCCUCUCCUUCUCCUCUACCUCUGUCACAUCCCUCUGUUCACCAGGCUGUGUUGUAUAAUGACCGUUCUGUCCUGGAGAACCACCACGCUGCGUCGGCCUGGAGCCUCUACCUGUCCCGGCCAGAGUUCAACUUCCUGGCCAACCUGGACCACGUGGAGUUCAAACGCUUUCGCUUCCUGGUCAUUGAGGCCAUCCUCGCCACAGACCUGAAGAAGCACUUUGACUUCCUUGCCGAGUUCAAUUCAAAGGUUUGAGAUGAUGAUGACGAACCUCACAUUCUCAGAAAAUCUGUUGCCAUUCUGUUGAUACUUAGUUUUUGUUUUUCCUGUCAUUUCGAUACUGGCAAAGGCAAUAACAAUAAGUCUUAUCUAAAUGGCUAAUAGAGUUGAUACUUAAAAGAACACGCUGCAUUUAUAUUAGAAAUGAGGAGCCUGGCAGUCAUAAUCACUGUGUGAAUGUUUGUGUUGCUAUAUAUAGGUGAAUGAUGUGAACAGUCCAGGAAUCGACUGGACUAAUGAGAAUGACCGGCUGCUGGUGUGCCAAGUCUGCAUUAAGCUGGCAGACAUCAACGGGCCGGCCAAAGGGCGUGAUCUGCACCUCAAGUGGACAGAAGGCAUUGUCAAUGAGUUUUAUGAGCAGGUAUGGAACCCCUCCACACAGCAUGGCCCAAAUGUCAGGUUAGCAAUGUAAUGUAAUGCCAUGCCAUCCUGUUAUACAGUAUCACUAGUUGGCCACCAGGUUUGCACACAUCUCAGGAGGGAUUUUGUCCCACUCCUCUUUGCAGAUCUUCUCCGAGUCAUUAAGGUUUCAAGCCUGACGUUUGGCAACUCGAACCUUCAGCUCCCUCCACAGAUUUUCUAUGGGAUUAAGGUAUGGAGACUGGCUAGGCCACUCCAGGACCUUAAUGUGCUUCUUCUUGAGCCACUCCUUUGUUGCCUUGGCCGUAUGUUUUGGGUCAUUGUCAUGCUGGAAUACCCAUCCACGACCCAUUUUCAAUGCCCUGGCUGAGGGAAGGAGGUUCUCACCCAAGAUUUGACGGUACAUGGCGCCGUCCAUCGUACCUUUGAUGCGGUGAAGUUGUCCUGUCCCCUUAGCAGAAAAACACCCCAAAGCAUAAUGUUUCCACCUCCAUUUUUGACGGUGGGGAUGGUGUUCUUGGGGUCAUAGGCAGCAUUCCUCCUCCUCCAAACACGGCGAGUUGAGUUGAUGCCAAAGAGCUCGAUUUUGGUCUCAUCUGACCACAACUCUUUCACCCAGUUCUCCUCUGAAUCAUUCAGAUGUUCAUUGGCAAACUUCAGACGACCCUGUAUAUGUGCUUUCUUGAGCAGGUGGACCUUGCGGGCGCUGCAUGAUUUCAGUCCUUCAUGGCGUAGUGUGUUACCAAUUGUUUUCUUGGUGACUAUGGUCCCAGCUGCCUUGAGAUCAUUGACAAGAUCCUCCCGUGUAGUUCUGGGCUGAUUCCUCAACGUUCUCAUGAUCAUUGCAACUCCACGAGGUGAGAUCUUGCAUGGAGCCCCAGGCCGAGGGAGAUUGACAGUUCUUUUGUGUUUCUUCCAUUUGCGAAUAAUCGCACCAACUGUUGUCACCUUCUCACCAAGCUGCUUGGUGAUGGUCUUGUAGCCCAUUCCAGCCUUGUGUUGGUCUACAAUCUUGUCCCUGAUAUCCUUGGAGAGCUCUUUGGUCUUGGCCAUGGUGGAGAGUUUGGAAUCUGAUUGAUUUAUUGCUUCUGUGGACAGGUGUCUUUUAUACAGGCAACAAGCUGAGAUUAGGAGCACUCCCUUUAAGAGUGUGCUCCUAAUCUCAGUUCGUUACCUGUAUAAAAGACACCUGGGAGCCAGAAAUCUUUCUGAUUGAGAGGGGGUCAAAUACUUAUUUCCCUCAUUAAAAUGCAAAUCAAUUUAUAACAUUUUUGACAUGCAUUUUUCUGGAUUUUUUUGUUGUUAUUCUGUCUCUCACUGUUCAAAUAAACCUACCAUUAAAAUUAUAGACUGAUCAUUUCUUUGUCAGUGGGCAAACGUACAAAAUCAGCAGGGGAUCAAAUACUUUUUUCCCUCACUGUAGCCUACCCAGAACUGUUGCUUCACAUAUCACAUUGCCCAGUGUUUCCCAACCAUGGUCCUCGAGUAUGCCGAACAGUACACAUUGUUGUAGUAGGCCUGGACAAACACCUCAUUCAACUCAUUGAGGGCUUGAUGAUUAGUUGACAAGUUGAAUCAGGUGUGCUUGUCCAGGGUUCCAAUAAAAAUGUGUGCUGUUGGGGGUAAUGGAGGACCAGGGUUGGGGAACACUGACAUAGCCUACCCAGAACUGUUGCUUCAUUUUCUGCUGUCUCUUACUGCUAGAAUCAACAUUUAGGAUGUGAAGUUAAAUUACCGGUAGAUUAAUGAAUAAAAUAAUCUUAAUUGACAAAUUAUUGAAAAUGUUUGUCUGCCUGUCUUAUCAUCUACAGGGGGAUGAGGAGGCCACUUUGGGAUUACCCAUCAGCCCCUUCAUGGACCGCUCCUCUCCCCAGCUGGCCAAGCUGCAGGAGUCCUUCAUCACACACAUCGUGGGGCCGCUCUGCAACUCGUACGACGCCGCUGGCCUGCUCCCUGGCUACUGGAUCGACGAGGAGCGCUCUGAGGAUGAGGAUGAGGAAGAGCAGGCAGAGGACACAGAGACUGAUGAAGACGAGUUGGAGGAGGAGCUCGAACCAAGUAAGACAUGUCAUUUUUCACGCUUCUAUCAUUCUGAGUUGAUAUAUGAUUUAUGAAUUAAUACAUUUAUCGUUUUAACAUUGAGCAUUUAACAUUUCCAUCAAGAGCAGGACGUUUAUUUGAUUGUUGCUAUUGCGACUAAAAAGCUAUGGGAUGUUAAAUCCUUUUUUGUGUGUUGUCCCAUGCAGAAAGGAGAAAGGGCCGGCGUCGGCUGUUCUGCAACAUCAUGCAGCACCUGACGGAGAACCACAAGGUGUGGAAGAAGACCAUCGAGGAGGAGGAGAAGAGCAAGGAGAAGCAGCAGGCCAACAGCCUGCCUCCCAGCCUGCCCCCUUCACCCUCUGACGACCAGAUCCAAGUCAUUCAGGAGGAGGAGGAAGGAGAGGAGCGCCAGUAG
Messenger RNA from Coregonus sp. 'balchen', 76691 nucleotides. NCBI's taxonomy places the organism in Eukaryota, Metazoa, Chordata, Actinopteri, Salmoniformes, Salmonidae. The record is from the annotation of a GenBank genome assembly.